Molecule: messenger RNA, 56280 nt
Organism: Bombus impatiens (common eastern bumble bee)
Lineage: Eukaryota; Metazoa; Arthropoda; Insecta; Hymenoptera; Apidae
Gene: sls
Product: titin
Molecular function (GO): protein binding
Source: RefSeq, a predicted model, not a curated record
UCCGCAGCGGCAUCAGCCGGCAAUUCGCAUUCGACCGACGUCUUGGUUUAAAGAGUCUCGGGGACAAGACUUUUUGAUGAUGACUUGACUUCUGCCGACUGGAGUGAGCCGCGGCCUCAGGCAGCACAUACGAAGAAGUAUACUACGAAGCAAGCUAGAAGCAUUAGCGAAAAUACGAGGAUUAAAUAAUUAAAGGAGAAAAAGAAGAGAUUAAAGAAGAAGAAGAAGAAGAAGAAGACGAUUUCUAGUUAGCGGCGAACCAGAGAGACACGUUAUAGAAGAGGAUUUAUCAAUUAUUUCGAAUCGAGUAAUCGCGAGUGACACGAGGAUAACAAGGAUAAUAAUCCUUGGAUCUGUUUUUUCUCGGUUUUCAAUUUUCACCUGUUUUCUCUGAUUUUUAUUUUUUUGUUGUUGUUGAGUGGCCAGUGAGGGAAGUUUUGUACGACGUUUUUCGUAUUUUAAACUCGGUUGACGGGAGUAAAAAGAAAGAAGAAAGAAGAGCGUGGGGCGAGAUUAUUCGAGCCCUUUCGCGUAAAAUUUUUGUGACCGAUCCACGAAGAAUCGACCGAAAUAAUCGAUCCUCAACGACUUGGAUUAAUUCGAUUGAUCCAAGAUGAAGCGACAACCGUCACAGCAGCAGCCGCAACAGCAGCAGCAACAACAAACGAUGAUGCAUCAGCAACAGCAGCAACAGCAAACUGUUACCCAACAACAGCAACAACACCAAUACAUGCAACAGAGGACCGAACGACAGGUCACUCGGCAGCAGAUCACCAGUCAGCAGAGAGUUCAAGGGGAGAUUGUGAUGCAGACGACGCCCACGGUACCAACAUUUACCGGCAGACCCGGCGAUCCAUCGCCGCCGGUCUUCGAACAGAUCUUUAAGAACGCCAGAUUCGCGCAGGGUGGAAACGCGAUUUUCGAGGGACGCGUCCGAGGAAAUCCAAAGCCCACGGUAUCCUGGACGCACAAGGGUGCGCCUUUGUUGGAAUCAUGGAAAAUUCGAAUGUCUUACGACGAGAAGACCGGAGCGGUCACGCUUCAAAUUAACCAAAUUGGUCCUGGGGACGAGGGCGAAUACACGUGCAGUGCUAAAAAUCAAUACGGCGAAGCAAUCUGCUCCGUUUACAUUCAACCAGAAGGAUUUGGACCUCCACAACAACAACAGAUGGGUUUCAGGAAGGAAUACGCUCAGACCUUCCAGUCCACCGAACAGAAGUCUCAAACAGGAACACAAAGCGUUCAACAACGUAGUUAUCAACAAACGAUCGAUAAACGAAGCUACGUUAACGGAACUUCCAUCAGCAUCGAAGAUUUCAAGGUGGACACUUUCGAAUACAGACUGCUGCGGGAAACGGAGUUUCGAGAGUCGAUUACUCGUCGUUUCGUGGGCGAAUCCGACGUGCAGAUUUCGACGGUGGUAGAUCGUAGUCUGGGACCGGUUGCACCUCCGCAAAUCACGCAGAAGCCCAGAAACUCGAAGCUUGUCGAGGGAUCCGAUGCCGUUUUCACUGCGAAGAUCUCGGGCAAUCCGAAACCAAGAUUAACUUGGUUCAAAAACGGUCAGAGGAUCCGCGAAUCACAACGCGUGGAAAUGAGCCACUCGAAUCAGCAAGCUACCUUGAGGAUCAGAGUCGCCCUGCCGGAAGACAGUGGCCAUUACACUUUGCUCUCGGAAAAUCCUCAGGGUUGCACCGUCAGCUCUGCAUAUCUGGCGAUUGAGUCCAGCGAUCAAGUGGAUCAGGCCUAUCAAGCUCCAAGAGAAACGAUCAAAACUCAGCAAGUUGAAACGACUGGCGAGUCCGACUCUGGAAAAGUACUGCCGCCGAAUUUCGUUCGCACGUGCACCGAUCGCGAUGCCACCGAAGGAAAAAUGACCAGGUUUGACUGUCGCGUAACCGGCCGUCCGUAUCCCGAGGUGACAUGGUACAUAAACGGUCAGCAAGUAGCCAACGACCUGACCCACAAGAUCCUCGUGAACGAGUCUGGUAAUAAUUCAUUGAUGAUCACGAACGUGAGCCGCGCGGACGCCGGCGUCGUGACCUGUGUCGCUAGGAACAAGGCUGGCGAAACCUCGUUCCAGUGUAACUUGAACGUGAUCGAGAAAGAACAAGUUGUCGCGCCAAAAUUCGUGGAACGAUUCACAACAACGAAUGUAAAAGAGGGAGAACCGGUUGUUUUCAUGGCUCGUGCGGUUGGCACUCCUGUACCGCGUAUCACCUGGCAGAAGGAUGGAGUGCCAAUAACACCUGGACCGGAUGUGCGUAUUUCAACGGAUGGUAGCGGAGCAUCAACUUUAGAUAUACCCUACGCAAAAAUGUCAGAUGCUGCUUGGUACCAGUGCACGGCGCAGAAUGUAGCUGGCUCUACCGCCACCCGAGCACGGCUCUUCGUGGAAACACCGAAAGGAGUAGCCCCCGAACCAAGACGCCUGAACUUACCCCGACCGACGAAAGUCAUCGAACCAGAACCAGCGCCUGGCCCCGAAGUGAUUUAUUUGAGACACGUGGAACGCGCCAAGCCAUAUUUGCCUCCACCCGAGGAAGAUAGAGUUUAUCCACCACCACGUUUCAUCAUACCAUUGAAGGACGUCCAUCAGAUCGAGGGUGGACGAAUUCACUUCGAGGCCAGAAUCGAACCGGUGGGCGAUCCCACCAUGAGGGUAGAGUGGUACGUCAAUGGACGAGCUCUCGAUGCGAGUUCCCGUGCGACUUCUAUCUUCCGAUUUGGCUUCAUCUCUCUCGACUUAAUUAGCAUCGUUCUUCAAGACAGCGGCGAAUAUUUAUGCCGCGUCGUGAGUUCGACCGGAGUCGCCGAAUCUCGAGCUACCCUCAGCGUGACACCACGCGCAACAAUCGAACAGGCUAGCCAACACCCCGACAGCCUUCAAUAUAUUCAACAGCUCGAGGAUUACAGCAAGUAUCAAAGGCAGGAGAGCGUGGAGGAGAUCUCUUCACAGCGGCCGGCCUUCAUCCGACCACUCCAGGAUCUAGGAGAGCUACAGGAAGGUCGUAACGCUCAUUUUGAAGCGCAACUGACACCUGUAAGCGAUCCCACGAUGAAAGUGGAGUGGUACAAGGAUGGCAGGCCUAUCACAGCUAGCUCAAGAAUCACAACCAUCUUCAACUUCGGGUACGUCUCGCUCAAUAUAUUGCACCUACGAGCUGAAGAUGCCGGUUCUUAUACUGUCAGAGCUGUGAACCGCUUGGGAGAGGCCGUCAGCUCCGCGUCUCUUCGUGUCUUUGCACGCACAAGCGUUACUACUGAUCUGGGAAUCCCCGAGCAACAAAGGUAUAUCGAGGCUGCCGAGGAAUUGGAAGCCUAUCAACAGGCUAUGCACCAGAAAUACGUACAGCAACAGCCUGAACCGACUAGCCCACCGGAAUUCAAAUCUCCUAUCAAGGAUCAAAACAACAUACGAGAAGGCGGAUUUGCUCAUUUCGAAGCACGUCUAGAACCAGUCGGCGAUUCUGAUUUGAGAGUCGAAUGGCUCAAGGACGGACGCCCUGUAGAAGCAAGUUCACGGAUCACGACAUUCUUCAACUUCGGUUACGUGGCAUUGACCAUCAAAUACGUAACGAUUCACGAUGUUGGUAUAUACACUUGCCGCGCAUACAACCGCGUCGGUGAAGCACAUACAACCGCUCAACUGAGCGUGAUCAGCAAGAACGAUGUCAUCUAUGACAGUCAACAUCCGACCGGACUUCAGAAGAUUCAAACUUUGGAAGAUUCCAGCAGAUAUUCGCGACAAGUUCAAGAAGAAACACAAGUAACUCAAGCACCACGAUUUUUGGGCAACCUGAAGGGUACUAACAAGAUCGUUGAAGGUCAACGUGCACAUUUCGAGGCUCGUGUGGAACCUCAGAGCGAUUUAACUAUGACGAUCGAAUGGUACCACAAUGGAAAAUCUAUCACUGCUGCAAAUAGAAUUCAAACAUAUCACGACUUUGGAUACGUGGCUAUAGAUAUUCUUCAGGUUAGACCUGAGGACGCUGGUACUUACACUGUGGUCGCUAGAAAUGCUCUUGGAGAAGCUAAACUGUCCGCCACGAUGAUCGUGGAGACACGCUCAAGCGUCGAUACCAGCAGUAUGCAUCGCACUUCCUACGAGAAGACUCAGCGUCUCGAAGAAUCGAAAUUCGUCGAGCCCCAAUAUCACAUCGAGGAAAUUUCAAAAUCAAAGCCAAUAUUCGUGCAGCCAUUGAGCGAUCCUAAACCAGUGAGCGAGGGCAAGAACAUUCAUUUGGAAUGUCGUUUGGAACCCAUGGGCGAUCCAACGAUGAGAGUCGAAUGGUUCCAAAAUGGUCGUCCAGUUACCGUUGGCUCCAGAUUUAGAACUUACUAUGAUUUUGGUUUCGUCGCUUUGGAUAUCGUGCAUUCGACUAUCCUCGACUCUGGCGAAUAUACUGUCAGAGCCACCAAUCAUCUUGGCACUGCUCAUACCUCAGCCUGCGUCAGAGUAAUCGGAAAGUCCGAUGUUGUUACCGAAACUCAGCACGAGCAAUCGCUCGAACAGAUUCAAAUGCUGGAAGAUUCAUCGAGAUAUCGCAAGACCCAGCAAGAAGAAGUGACAGUGAUGCAGCCACCGCAAUUCACUCGUCCUUUGCACAACAUCGAAACGGUGGAGCUGACCAACGUUCACCUCGAGUGUCGUCUUCAGCCAGUUGGCGACUCCAGCAUGAAAGUGGAAUGGUUCGUCAAUGGGAGACCAGUGAAGACUGGCCACAGAUUCAGACCGUCUUACGAAUUCGAUUACGUCGCCCUUGACAUCUUGGGUGUUUAUCCUGAAGAUUCAGGCGUGUACACCUGCCAAGCUAGAAAUCAACUGGGAGAAGCCGUCACUUCCUGUUCAGUGAGAGUACACGCUAAGAAAGAUUUACUCCUGGAGUCUCAACAUCCUGAAGGCUUGGAAAGAAUACAAUACUUGGAAGAUGCUUCCAGAUACAAGAGACAGGAACUGGUUGACGAAGUGGUCAAUGUUAAACCGAGAUUCAUCACGGCUCCGAAAAAUCAAGAGAAUCUUCGUGAAGGACAACACGCUCAUUUCGAGUGCAAACUGGAACCUGUAACGGACUCGAACUUGAAAGUCGAAUGGUUUAAGAACGGUCGUCCGGUUACAAUAGGACACCGAUUCCGUCCAAUCCACGAUUUUGGCUACGUUGCUCUGGAUGUAAUCGACUUAAUCGCCGAGGACUCGGGUACCUACACGUGUCGAGCUGUCAAUCUGGUUGGCAGCGACGAAGUGUCCUGCACUCUAACUUGUCGAUCAACCGCACAAGUUUUGACAGACACUCAGAACGAGAUUGGCCUGGAACAAAUUCAUUACCUCGAGGAUAGAUCGAGAUACCAACGCCGAGAAGAUAUCGAGGAAACAACCACUCAAGCUCCAAUUUUCACCACCUCCUUGAACAACGUUGAGAUCAAAGAAGGUCAAAGAGCACACUUCGAGUGCAGGUUGAUCCCUGUGUCUGACGUAACGAUGAAAGUCGAAUGGUUCCAUAAUAAUAAACCUGUGAAAGCUGGCUCAAGAUUCGUCGAGACUAAUAGCUUUGGUUUCGUGGCCUUGGAUAUCAUGUACGCCUAUCCUGAAGACUCUGGUACUUACACCUGCCGAGCGAAGAAUAUCAUAGGAGAGGCAAUUACAUCUGCAACUGCAGUUGUGCACUCGAAAAAGUCAAUUUACACGGAAAGCCAAAAUGAAGAGACACUUCAACGUCUUCAUUACUUGGAGGAUACCUCGAGAUACCAACGUAAAACUACGACCGAGGAAAUCGUUACUCAAGCACCAGUUUUCACGAUGCCGAUCAAGGAUCUGAAAGUCGCUGAAAAUCAAGCGGCUCAUUUCGAAGCUCGAGUGAUACCUGUGGGCGAUUCAAAGCUCAAAGUCGAAUGGUUGAGAAAUGGAGUUCCCAUAGCAGCUUCGAAUCGCGUGACAACGAUGCACGAUUUCGGAUACGUCGCUCUAAACAUGAAAUACGUGAACCCUGAAGACUCAGGUACCUACACUUGCCGUGCAGUAAACGAUCUUGGAGAGGCUGUAACAUCAGCGACACUUUUCGUCCAGUCCAAGGCGGCCCUGCAAUUCGAGUCGCAGCACGAGAGCGCGUUGUCGAAGAUCCAGGCGCUGGAGGACACCAGCAGGUAUCAACGACGCGAAGAAGAAGAGAUCGUGGUAAAGGAGAAACCAUCGUUCACUGUCCAACUAAACGGACCUACCAGCUUGGUCGAGGGACAAAGCGCACACUAUGAGUGCCGUAUCGAGCCCUACCCCGAUCCAACUAUGAAGGUGGAAUGGUUCCACAAUGGGAAACCAUUAUCCACCGGUCACAGGUACAGAACGACUUGUGACUUUGGAUUCGCUGCGUUGGACGUGCUCACGGUAUAUGCUGAAGAUUCUGGCACCUAUACCUGCCAGGCCACCAAUAGACUGGGAUCGGCGAAGAGCUCGAUUAAUCUUGACGUGAAAUCUCGCUCCUCGAUUAUUCGCGAAACUCAACACGAAAGUGCCCUGAAGAAAAUACAGUACCUAGAAGACGAUUCGCGUUAUAAACGCGUAGACGAAGAGGACUUGAUCAUCGCCGAGAAACCGAAAUUCGGUCGUCCAUUGAAGAACAUCGAACAUCUGCCUGAAGGCAAAAGCGCCCAUCUCGAGGCGACUCUAACGCCUGUCAACGAUCCCACUAUGGUGGUUGAAUGGUACAGAGAUGGCAGACCGAUUCCUCAAGGACAUAAAUUCAAGACUACCUACGACUUUGGUUACGUGGCUCUCGAUAUUCUUUACGCCUAUCCGGAAGACUCUGGAACUUACAUGUGCAAGGCGAGGAACGCUGUUGGCGAGGCUGUUACCACUUGCGUCAUCAGCGUCGACUCGAAACAAGGCCUGUAUUUGGACACGUUAGACGCUCAGCGUUUGCAGAAGAUUCGCGAGCUAGAGACUGUAGAAGUGAAGCAAGAGAUUGAAAAAGAGGUUGUACACCAGAAGCCUGUUUUCCUAACGCCAUUGAACAACCUGGAUCUAAAGGAGGGCGAACACGCUCACUUGGAAUGCCGCGUCGAACCCAUCAACGACCCAAAUCUAAAGAUAGAAUGGUUCGUAAAUGGAGUUGCUGUAAGAACAGGACAUCGCUUCCGCAAAACACACGACUUUGGUUAUGUGGCUCUUGAUAUUCUUUAUACAUAUGCCGAAGAUUCUGGUACCUACAUGUGCAAGGCUACCAAUUUAGCUGGCGAGGCUGUCAACACUUGCACCAUCAAAGUUGGCUCUCGUCGCAGUAUUCUCCUAGACACUCAACAUCCAGAUGGCCUCGAAAAGAUUCGUGAACUCGAGGCUCAAGGACGUCCAGCCCGCUUAGAAGUCGAAGAACCACCAGUGACACCACCAAGAUUCAUCACUGAACUCAGGGGUACCACUGAAGUAUACGAAGGACAAACAGCCCAUUUCGAGUGCCAAGUUGAGCCUCUCCACGACGCCAACUUGAGGAUCGAAUUCUUCCACAAUGGCAAGCCGCUUCCAUCUGCCUCCAGGUUCCACGUGACCUUUGACUUUGGAUAUGUGGCUCUUGAUAUCGGCCAUGCUGUUCCCGAAGACGCAGGAGAAUAUUCCGUUCGAGCUAUCAAUGCUCUUGGCCAAUGCGUAUCCUCGAUCGAGCUGAGGGUUAUUCCAAGGGACAACAUUAUUCUGGACUCGCAACGUCCUGAAGGAAUGGACAAGAUUCGUGAAUUGGAAGCUCAACAACCUUGGAAGAGACCAGACGUACCAGAACCACAAACUAGGCAAAGACCAGUCUUUACCCAACCGUUGCAAAAUAUCGACGCUAUUCCCGAAGGGCACACUGCUCACUUCGAGUGCAGAUUGAUUCCUGUAGGAGAUCCAACGUUGAAGGUUGAAUGGUUCAGAAAUGAAAUCCCACUCGAGACAAGUUCAAGAAUCACCAAAGUCCAUGAUUUCGGCUAUGUCUCGUUGGACAUCUCCCACGUGAGAGAAGAGGACGAAGGCGUGUACAUGUGCCGUGCGUCCAACCCACUCGGUGAAGCAGUUACCACUGCUUCGAUGAAGAUCAAGAGUAAAGCAAGCAUUCAAUUAGACACCCAACACCCUGAAGCGCAACGUAAGAUCGCCCAACUUGAAGCUGAUAAAGGACCAAGUCGUCCUGAAGAACCGGAGAAGGUAUUCGAUAAACCUAUCUUCACACAAUUGUUGACUGGACCCACGGAACUUUGGGAAGGCCAGAUGGCUAGAUACGAAUGCAGAGUCGUUCCAGUUGGCGAUGCCAGUUUGAGAUUCGAGUGGUACAUCAAUGGAGUCGAACUAAAAAUGGGAUCUCGGUUCCACGUGAGCCACGAUUUCGGCUACGUGACCCUGGACAUCCUGAAAGUAAUCUCGGAGGAUUCCGGUGUAUACACUUGCAAAGCCAUCAACAAAUCCGGCGAGGCAGUUUCCUCGAUUUCGCUGAAAGUGAAAGCGCGCUCAGCUAUCGACGCCGAGAGUCUUCAGCCAGAUGCUUGGCAGAAGAUUCAAUUGAAAGAAGCGGAGAUGAACAAAGUACCGGAAAUGUUCGUCGACACGACGCCUCAACAGGCUCCAGUCUUCACCAAACAUCUCGAAAGCCACGACAGACUCGUGGAGGGUCAACAUGUAUACUUGGAAGCUCAAGUAGAGCCAAGAGCAGAUCCAAAUCUUCGCGUUGAAUGGUUCAAAAACGGGGUGGCUCUUCAAACUGGAACCAGACUUCGUAGUACCUUUGAUUUUGGCCUUGUCACACUAUCUAUCAAUGGUUUAAGACCCGAUGAUUCCGCCAUUUACACUUGUAAAGCCACGAACCUACUUGGAGAGGCUGUGUCUACUUGCAGUUUGAAGAUCGUCGAUCGUCACUGGUUACUUGGUGACACUCUUCAUCCCGAUGCUCUUCCAAAGAUCGACGCCUUAGAGCAACCUCAUGUCACCUCAGCAGAACAACCAGAACCUAUUUACGAGGAACCAGUGUUCAUCACUCAUCUGAACAACGUUGAAUGCGUAGAAGGUGACAAUGUGCACUUUGAAUGUAACGUUGAGCCAUCAAAAGAUCCAACGAUGAAGAUCGAAUGGUUCAUCAAUGGUAAACCUCUUCCAACUGGAGCAAGAUUCAAGUCGACUUAUGACUUUGGUUAUGUAGCUUUGGAUAUUACUCAUGCUUACGAGGAAGAUUCUGGGGUGGUCAUUGUUAAGGCUACCAAUUCGAAGGGAUCGGCUCAGACGUCAGGAACUCUCAAAUGCACCAGCAAACAGAACAUCUAUCUGCAGACACAGCAUCCUCAAGGAGAGGCUGGCUUGGAGAAAGUCAAAGAAGCUGAAGAUGCUUAUUUGUCGAAAUAUAGAAGGCCAGACGCUGGACCAGAACAAGAAUAUCCUAAACCGAUCUGGACAGUGCCUUUGCAGCCGGAAUUCAAAUUGGGCGAGUCCGAACCUCUUCAUUUGGAGGGUCAGGUAGAGCCCAAGGACGAUCCAAACUUGAAGAUCGAGUGGUACUUCAAUGGAAAAGCUCUGGAACAUGGAUCCAGGUUUAAGAUGACCAGCGACUUUGGGUUCGUCACUUUAGACUUGACAGAUGUCUAUGAUCGUGAUUCUGGAAUUUACACUUGCAAGGCAUACAACAAAGCUGGAGAAGCUUUCACUUCAACAACGAUCUACUGUACGACCAAGGAGAACAUCAUCGAAAGAUCGCAGCAUCCCAAAGGUAAGGAGGGUUUGGAAGCAAUCCAGGACCUCGAAGAAUCGCUGAAACGACAGGAAGGAGCUCCGCCAGAGAGUGAAGAAGGUCAUCCACCUGUGUUCACAUCUCAAUUCGAGAACCUGACUAACCUAUCCGAAGGAGAAAUCGCUCACUUCGAAGCUUCGCUCACGCCAACUAGUGACCAAACUAUGGUAGUCGAGUGGUUCUAUAAUGGCAAGGUCUUGGACGCCAGUCAUCGCAUAAGAACAGUCUAUGCCUUUGGAAUGGUGGUUCUCGAGGUUCUUGGAACCAAGAUAGAGGACUCUGGCACCUACUCUUGCAGGGCUACCAACAAAUGGGGUCGCGCCGAGAUCAGCGUGGAAUUAGAAUGCGUGGAUAAAUCUAAAGGACAGAAACCCAAAUUUACAACUCAUAUUCAAUCGCUGGAAGGUCUAAAGGAUGGCCAAUCUGCUCACUUCGAGUGUACUUUAAUUCCAGUUGGAGAUCCUCAUAUGAAAGUAGAAUGGUUCCACAAUGGCCAACCUUUGAGACACUCGUCCAGAUUCAAGAUGGUAUCCGAUUUUGGAUUUGUUGUGAUGGAUAUCGCUGGCGUGAUGGCCCACGAUACUGGAGAGUACGUAUGCAAGGCUAGCAACAAAUACGGCGAAGAUUACACUAAAGCAACUCUGAAAUGCUUUGGAAAGAGCGGAGUAUAUCUUGAUUCGUUACAACCAGAUUCUCUCGCUAGAAUCAGAGAACUGGAGAGUUAUGGCGGCGAACAACCUGCCACGCCAACGACUCCAGUUGCAGAGCCACCCAAGUUCAUCACGCAAAUUUCUGACAUCACGAAAUUGAUUGAAGGACAAUCUGCUCACUUUGAAGCUAGACUGACGCCUGUAAAUGAUCCAGAUCUGAAGGUCGAGUGGUAUUACAAUGGAAAGAAAUUACCUCAUGGACACAGAUACAGAACCUUCCACGAUUUUGGCAUUGUCAUCUUGGAUAUAUUAUACUGUUACGAAGAGAAUUCUGGAGUUUACGAGUGCAGAGCUUUCAAUAAAUAUGGAGAAGACACGACUAAGGCGACCUUGAAAUGUUAUUCAAAAUCGAGUCUCAUUUUGGAAAGUCAGCUUCCUAAAGGAAUGGAAGGUGGAUUGGAGAAGAUCCAGACUUUGGAGGACUCGAUGAUUCGCACUAAAGACGAAAAGAUCGUGGAGGAACGAGGAAAGGCACCUGUGUUCACUGUACCUUUGAGCAACAUCGAUGGCCUUCGCGAGGGCGAGAGCGCGCACUUUGAAGCUAGACUUACACCUACCGACGAUCCAAAAUUAAAGGUCGAAUGGUUCUGGAACGGAAAACCUUUGCGGACCGGUACUCGUUUCCGCACCUUCUGCGAUUUCGGCUUCGUGAUUCUCGAAAUUUCGCCAAUCUAUCCAGAAGACUCCGGCGAAUACAGCUGCCGAGCAACAAACGACUACGGCGAAGCUGUAACCACAUGCACGAUGAAGUGCACUGGAAAACGAAGCAUCAUUCUCGAAUCUCAACUGCCAAAGGGAAUGGAAGGCACGAUAGAUAAAAUCGCUGAACUGGAAGGUCUUGGAAACGAGCCUGGUAUUGCAACUCCGGACGACGAUACCGGAAAACCACCGGAAUUCAUCACGACACCAUCCGAUUUGACUCUAACCGAGAAUUCCUUGGCGCACUUCGAGUGCAGAUUAACACCGAUCAACGACUCCAGCAUGAGAGUGGAAUGGUUCCACAAUGGAAAGCCUCUGUUGGCUGGAACCAGGAUCAAAACCAUCCACGACUUUGGAUUUGUGAUUUUGGAAGUAGCUAAUUGCUACCAACGAGACUCUGGUUUAUAUACGUGCAAAGCAACGAAUCGUCACGGUGAAGCUACUGUGUCGUGCAAACUUCAAGUUCGUGGACGUCAAGGAAUUAUCUUGGAGCCUCAGUUGCCAAGCAACUUUAAGACUGGAACGGAGAGUAUUCAGAAAUUGGAAGAGGCUUUGUACAAGAAGGACGAGAUACUGACCGAGGAAGAAACACCUAAUCCUCCUAAAUUUACUGUGGAAUUGAAGGAUAUCGAAGUAGAGGAAGGAGCAUCCAGUCACUUUGAUUGCAGAGUCGAACCUGUGGGCGAUUCUACCAUGCGUAUCGAUUGGUUCCAUAACGGAAGAUCGUUCGCUACCGGAUCUCGUGUACACCAGAUUAACGACUUUGGAUUCAUUUCGUUGGACAUGUCGUACACCUAUGCUAGAGAUAGUGGAGAAUACGUUUGCAGAGCUACGAACAAGUGGGGAUCUGCUACUACCAAAGCUACGAUAACGUGCAAAUCUAAGAAAACCAUAGAUUUCGACUCGCAGUUGCCCUCGGGCAUGAGCGGCGAGAAGCUGAAAGAAUUAGAACGUGGUCCAGUAAGCGAGCCACCUGCCGAAGAGCCACCACGUCAACCACCAAGGUUUAUUACGCAGAUUCAAUCAGCAACCGUUGACGAAUCUGAACCAGUUAGGUUCGAAUGUCGCGUGGAACCAAAAGACGAUCCAAAUUUACGCAUAGAGUGGUACAGAAAUGGAAAAUUGAUCCCAGCUGGACACAGAUACAGAACAAUGUACGAUAUGGGAUUCGUGUCUAUGGAUAUUUUGUACGUUUACCCUGAGGACUCGGGAGAAUACGUGUGCAAAGCUAUUAACGAUCUUGGCGAGGACACUACCAGGGCAUCGGUAUCAUGCAAAAAGUUGCCCAACAUCAUCCUACAGAACCAAGUGCCAAAGGGUAUGAAGAAGUCGGAAGCGUUGAUGCAAAUGGAAGCCACCAUCAAGAAAUACACUUCGGAAGUUCACCUUACAGAGGACGAUCUUUACGACGCGGAUAAGAAACAACCACCACGUUUCGUCACUCAGAUCCAAGAUCAAACCGAGCUGGUUGAAAUGAACAGCACGAAGUUCGAGUGCCAAUUGGCACCUGUCGGUGAUCCGAACAUGAAGGUCGAAUGGUUCUUCAAUGGCAAACCUUUACCACACAAGAACAGAUUCACUCCAAUUUACGACUUUGGUUACGUGGCGAUGAACUUUGGAUGGGUAUAUCCUGAAGACAGCGGAGAAUAUCUAUGCAGAGCCACGAAUCUUUACGGAAUGGACGAAACACGAGCGGUGAUCCGAACAGCUGGCAAGCCUGGAAUUAUUUACGAGUCGCAACUACCAAAGGGCAUGAAGAGUAUCGAGAAGAUCAGAGAAAUGGAAGCUGCAUGGCAAAUAGUACCUGAGGAAGAGGGCGAAGAAGAGAAGGUGCGUGCACCUCCAACGUUCGUGAGCAAACCUGAACCAGUAACCGUGGAAGAGGGUGAUUGGUCCAGAUUCUGUUGUCGUGUCACUGGUCACCCGAGACCGCGAGUCAUGUGGAUCAUCAAUGGACAUACUGUGGUCAAUGGAUCACGGUAUAAACUAACGUACGACGGUAUGUACCAUCUCGACAUCCCCAAGACGAGGCAAUACGAUCAUGGGAAGGUCGAAGUGAUCGCGAGAAGUUCCGUAGGCGAGUCACGAACCGAAACCACCCUAACAGUAAAACCAAGGAGCGACGAUUAUCGAGGUGUACUGAAAAAUUCACCAAGACCUUGGUAUGAUUACGGACUGACCCAAUACCAAUCGGAGCGACAGAACACAGAGCUCGAGAAAGUUUUCGACGAAAGACACCAUAACAUCUCUCAAGGCAUCGAGAUCGCCACGGAACACCUUGGACAGAAAGUUUUCAAGGAACCAGAGACAGAAUGGCAAAAGUCUGUGAAGAGCAAAAAGAACGAGGAUUAUUACAACAAGCUCAUGACUCUGGAGGAAGAACAGGUGCUGAAGGAGAGUAGGCUGAGAGAAUCUAGCCAUCAAUUUGCUAUUCCUGGUGAAAAAGUUGUCUCUCAUUCUGUGGCGAAGGGAAUGGCCCAGCAAUAUGAGGAAACCUUGGAAGACAAAAAGGAGGAAAGAAUCGAAGACACCACCACACAGACAACUACCAAAUUCGUGAAGAAACCACAUACAACGGAGGUGGACAUCGACGUGGAGCGCAUGAAAUCCACUGGCAAGUAUCCUCCAGAACCAUCAGAAUCUACGGUUCACGGUCGUGAAGUGCACGUGGCCAAGCAGAAGCAAAUACAGAAAGAGGUCAAAGGAGACUUGGAGAUCACCAGAAAGAUAACCGCCACGGAAACCACCGAAGUGGAGCACAAAGCCAAGACCCAGGAGCGUGUUGUUCAAGGUCCAACAAAACCAGCCACGCCACCAGUCUUCACGAAGAAGAUUCAACCUUGCAGAGCUUUCGAGCAAGAGCAAGCUCGAUUCGAAGUGGAAUUCGACGGUGAUCCAUUGCCAACCAUCAAAUGGUACCGCGAAGAUUUCCCCAUUCAGAAUUCUUCGGAUCUUCAGAUUUAUACGUUCAGCACGAAAUCGGUGCUGAUCGUUCGACAAGUAUUCAUGGAAGAUUCUGGUGUGUUCUCUGUCAUCGCUGAGAAUCGUGGCGGAAAAGCGAAAUGCAGCGCCAAUCUGGUAGUCGAAGAACGAAGAAGACAACCUGGUAGAGGAGGAGUGAUACCACCUAGUUUCCUGUCUACCAUUCAGAAUACCUCGGUCACUACUGGUCAACUGGCCAGAUUCGACGCCAAAGUGACUGGAACCAAGCCUUUGGAUGUUUAUUGGUUGAAGAAUGGCAAGAAAGUGACGGCAGAUAUUCGUUACAAGACACUCGAGGAAGAUAAUACUUACACCUUGCUGAUUUUGGAGACAGUGCCAGAAGAUUCAGGCAAAUAUGAGUGCGUGGCGAUAAACAGUGCCGGAGAGGCACGUUGCGACGCUGAAUGUACAGUUCGUGGACCUCAAUCGCCCGCCAAGACGGCGAAACCGACGACGCCUGGCGUCGAAAAGGCGCCCACGGUUUUGGAGCCAUUGAGAGAUCAAACUAUCAGAGAGGGAACAUCCGUCGCCUUUGCCUGCAGGAUCACCGGAAAACCGGUGCCCACGGUACAAUGGAAAAAAGGCGACAAGGUCAUCAAGCCAUCCAAGUACUUCCAAAUGCAGAAGGAAGGUGACCUCUGUACCCUGAGGAUCUCUGAAGCUUUCCCCGAAGAUGAGGGCGUCUAUAAAUGCAUCGCCAAGAAUCCAGCUGGUGAUGUAACUACUUCGGCCAAUCUCAGAGUUCUUGCACCCGACGCAGCUGAUGUUCUCCCCAAACUGACGCCACUGAAAGAUCAAACAGUUCUAGAAGGACAACCGGCACAGUUCAAGACUCAAGUUACUCCAGCUAAACCAAAGCCAACGAUUCAAUGGUAUCGCGAAGGUGCCCUAAUCCCUCAGUCACCUGACUUCCAGAUGAUUCACGAAGGCAAUAACGCCGUGCUGCUGAUAGCGACCACCUACGAAGAAGACACUGGCACCUUCACCUGCCGAGCUACCACAUCAGCCGGCACCGUAGAAACCUCCGCCAAACUCAUCGUCAAAAAGAGAAAAGGAGCGUAUUACGAAGUUCCUGCAGAAACGGGACCAGGCGCGAAAACCGGCGUGAAACCAUCGAUAGGUCUUGGUACGGGCAAGGACAUUGUCCUUGAACCGUUACCCUUAGACGAGAAUGGAUUGCCACUCGAAAUACCUUUACAACCAGGGGAUGAAUCGUUACCUUGGAGAAAGGGGCGAGUUCAUCAUCGACCUCGACUUGGCGACGUGACGCCAUGGCGAAAAGAGAAACCGAAAUCUCGUGACACAUCUUUGGACAAAUUACAAGGGACAGAGUCCCAAGUUAAGCCUUGGACCGAAGAAGCUAUAGUAUUAAAGAAAACUCCACAGAUACCUCGCGAAACACCGAAAGAAAAAUUAGAGGAAGUUGAAUUAAAACCAGCGAAAAUCGAGAAAAAAGAAAUUAGAAGAGCUAGCCUGGAAGCUGUUGACUUGAAACAUGUUACGAAAGAAGUAACGAAAGAUGUGAGAACUGAAGAGAAGAUUGCUCGACUGGAAGAGACUACAGCAGAGACUUACAUGGAAGAAGAGGACUCUAGAUUUAUUAAAACCACGAAAAAAGUGGACGAAAUUGUUCAAAAGAGAAAGGAAGAAACUAAACCUUGGACCGAAGAGAAGGUUACAUUGAAGAAAUCGAAACCUGACAGGAAAGAGAUUCCUAGAGAGACUAUAGAACCUGUGGAACUGAAACCUUCGCGGAUCGUUAAGAAGGAUAUUGAGAAACCUAGCUUGGAAAAAGUAGAUCUAAAACCUGUUCCCACAACUGUGACUGAGAAAGUUACUGAAGAAAUUAUUUCGAAAACUGAUUACCUUGAACAGGAAGAUACGUCCAUGUUGGACGUGUCCAAAACCGAAGAAGUCAGAAAAAUAAAGAAGGAGAAGAUUGAAGAGAAGGUAGAACAGGCAAAGCCAUGGACAGAAGAAAAGAUCACCUUGAAGAAAUCUAAACCUAUAAGGAAAGAAGUUGAGAAAGAAACUAUAGAGACUGUGGAACUGAAACCAUCCAAGGUGGAGAAACUUCCGAUUCGAAAGCCAAGUGUGGAGAAGGUGGACUUGAAGCCUAUUCCAACGACAGUGACUGAGAAAGUCACUGAGAAAAUCACUGAAAAGACUGAAUACCUUGAACAGGAAGACACUUCUUUAUUAGACGUAUCGAAGACUGAAGAACUGAAGAAAUUGAGGAAAGAGAAGAUAGAAGAGAAGCCAGAAGGGCCUAAACCUUGGACCGAAGAGAAAGUGACGUUGAAGAAAGCGAAACCUGUGAAGAAAGAGGUUGAAAAGGAAACUAUAGAAACGGUAGAGUUGAAACCAUCAAAGAUUAUAAAAUCUGCGGUACAAAAAGAAAGUUUGGAAACAGUGGAUCUUAAAUCAGUCACGAAAGAAAUCACAGAGAAGACAGUAAAAGAAGUCGUACACAAAACUGAUUACGUAGAACAGGAAGACACGACGUUGCUUGAUGUUACCAAAGACACUCGAGUGAAGAAACUCAGAAAAGAGUCGAUUUCAACGGAGAAGGUUGAGCAACUUAAACCUUGGACCGAUGAGAAGAUAACUUUGAAGAGAACUAAACCUGACAAGAAAGAAAUACCCAAAGAACAAAUAGAGACAGUAGAAUUAAAACCAUCCAGACCAGAAAAAGGAGAAAUUGAGAAACCAAGUCUUGAAGCAGUGGAUCUGAAACCAAUUCCCAAGAAGGAAGUAAAAGAAGUAUCUAAAAAGCCUGAAAGAAAAGACGUGCUCACUGAAGAGGAAGACACGACCCUUCUUCAAGUCUCCAAAGACACAGAAACUACGGUCAAAGUUGAUAAACAGGUCAAGAAGAUAGAAGAAGUUGAAAAGAAACCGGAAACUAAACCUUGGACUGAGGAGAAAAUAACUUUGAAGAAGACUAAAGUUGAGCAAAAAGAAAUUCGUAGAGAAAGUCUGGAAGAAGUCACGCUGAAACCGACGAAAACGGAGAAGAGAGAAAUUAAGAAGGAAACUUUAGACAAAGUAGAUUUGCAGAAGGUGACAGAUAAGACACAAUUCAUCGAAGAAGAAGAUACAAAGCUAUUAAAGAUCGACAAAGAAGAGAAAGUUGAGGAAGAGAAGACAGAAAAAGUAAAAACUUGGAGAAAAGAAAGGAAACCAAAAGAAAAAGCACCAUACCAGGAAGAAGAAGAUAAAACGAUCUUGGAUGUGAAGAAAGAUAUCGAGUCUGAGGAAAAACUGAAAGAAGUGCCAGUUCCUUGGGCCAGAGGUAAAAAGAAACCUACAGAAAAGAUUCCUUAUCACGAAGAAGAGGAUACUACUCUUCUCGACGUCGAAAAGACUGAAAAGACGACUGAAAAACAGGCAAAAGAAGAAGUGCCGGUGCCAUGGAUACGCGGGAAGAAGCCGAAGGAAGAGAAGCCGGAAGUUCCGCAAAAAGUUCAGCCUGAAGAAGAAGUGCCUGUUCCAUGGGUACGAGGAAAGAAGCUGAAGGAAGAGAAGCCGGACGUUCUGCAGAAAGUUCAGCCUGAAGAAGAAGUACCUGUUCCAUGGAUACGAGGAAAGAAACAGAAGGAAGAGAAGCCAGAAAUUCCGCAGAAACUUCAUCCAGAAGUUCAACCUGAAGAGAAACCAGAGGAAGAAAAAGAGAAACUGGAAAAGGUCCCAUGGCUUCGAGAUAAGAAGGUUCCACGGAAGAUACCGGAAAGGAAAGAAGAACAGGUUGAAGAUAUUAGAUCAGUUGUAUUGAAACCUACCAGACGUGAACGUGUACCAGAAGAACAGGAGAAACCGGAAGAAGUGAAGCUGAAGCCUGUCAAACGCAUUCCAAUUGAAGAAGAAAAGAAGGAAGAAGUGCAAUUGAAACCCAUUCCGAAACGAAAGCCCGAAGAAAAGCCGAAAGAAGAGAUCAAAUUGAAGCCAUUCCAAAAACCGAAACCCGAAGAGGAGGAACAAGAGAAACCAGAACUGAAACCACUUGAAAAACUUGAAUCUGAGGCCCCAAAAGAAGAGGAAGUGCAGGUAAAACCGAUCAAACCAAAAGAAGAAGAAAUAAAGGAAAUUGAAGAAACGACAUGGCAUAGAAAAGCGAAACCCAAGAAACCGGUAGUUUCUGAAGAAAAAAUAAUCGACAAGGAGGAAGAGAAGAUUUUAAAGAAAGUAACUGAAGAGAAGGAGAUUGUAGAUGAAAAGGUAGUCAAGAAAGAGGAAGAAAGCAUCGGCGACUUUAAGUCGGUGACCUUAAAACCGGUUAAACGAGGAAAGAAGCCUCAAGAACGUGAAGACGUUGCGAAGGAAAUAAAAGAGACCGAAACUGAAGACUUUACAGCUGUUGUAUUAAAACCUACGAGAAAAGAAAGGAAGCCAGAAGAAAAGGUAGAAACAGAGGAAGUAACUUUGAAACCGAUUCAGAAAAUCCCCAAAGAGAAAGAAACACCUGAAGAAAUAACGCUCAAACCAAUGGAGAAGCCUAAAGCAGUGGAGAAUGGAGAAGUUUUGGGAAAGAAGGCUGAAUUGCAAUGGCAACCUGAAAAGAAACCAGCUAAAAAGAUGGUAGCAGAGGAGGAGAAACCAGAAGAAUUGACAUUGAAACCUGUCAAGCGACUUCCUAAGGAAGAAGUGGAGAAGGAAGAAGUUACUUUGAAACCAAUUAAGAAAGAGAAACCAGAAGAACAAAAACCAGAAGUUACGUUAAAACCUGUUAGGCGCCUUCCCAAGCAAGAGGAGGAAAAACCGGAAGAAGUGACGUUGAAACCUGUCAAGCGUCUUCCCAAGGAAGAAGUGGAGAAGGAAGAAGUUACUCUGAAACCAAUUAAGAAAGAGAAACCAGAGGAGGAAAAACCAGAAGUUAAAUUGAAACCUGUUAGGCGACUUCCCAAGCAAGAGGAGGAAAAGCCGGAAGAAGUGACGUUGAAACCUGUCAAGCGUCUUCCCAAGGAAGAAGUGGAGAAGGAAGAAGUUACUCUGAAACCAAUUAAGAAAGAGAAACCAGAGGAGGAAAAACCUGAAGUUAAAUUGAAACCUGCCAAGCAUUUGAAGAAACCAGAAGAAGAAAAACCUGAAGAGAUAAUAUUGAAGCCAGUUAAACGUCUUCCUAAGGAAGAGGUGGAGAAGGAAGAAGUUACUUUAAAACCAAUUCAGAAAGAGAAACCAGAAGAAGAAAAACCAGAAGUUACGUUAAAACCUGUUAAGCGACUUCCCAAGCAAGAGGAGGAAAAACCGGAAGAAGUGACAUUGAAACCUGUCAAGCGUCUUCCCAAGGAAGAAGUGGAGAAGGAAGAAGUUACUCUGAAACCAAUUAAGAAAGAGAAACCUGAAGAAGAAAAGCCAGAAGUUACACUAAAACCUGUUAAGCGACUUCCCAAGGAAGUAGAAGAGACCAUCAAGCAUUUGAAGAAACCAGAAGAAGAAAAGCCUGAAGAGAUAACAUUGAAGCCAGUUAAACGUCUUCCUAAGGAAGAAGUGGAGAAGGAAGAAGUUACUUUGAAACCAAUUAAGAAGGAGAAACUAGAGGAGGAAAAACCAGAAGUUACGUUAAAACCUGUUAAGCGACUUCCCAAGGAAGUAGAGGAGAAGCCAGAAGAAGUUACUUUAAAGCCCGUCAAGCGUCUUCCGAAGGAUGAGAAGAAACCAGAAGAAGUUACUUUGAAACCUAUAGAAAAAGAGAAGCCGGAAGAAGAAAAGAAGCCAGAAGUUAAACUGAAACCACGCAAACCUAUCGAGAAACCAGAAGAGGAGAAACCGGAGGAAGUGAAAUUAAAACCGGUUCCGAAGCCAGUCCCUGAAAAAGUCGAAGAGAAACCUAAAGAAGAGGAAAAACCUGAAUCCAUAUUACCAUGGCGCGUUGGCAAAAAGGCGAAGAAGGUCGUCGAUUUCCGAGAAGAAGUCACAGUCGUACCGAUCGAUCAAGAGAAAGUGGUCUCGGAGGAAACAACGGUCGUGGAACAGAAAGUGGAAGCUAAAGAGAUGACCCAAGUGGUGGUUAAAGAGAUCGAAGAACAUAAACCUGUAGAAGCGCCCGUAAUUCCGUGGAGGGCACCGAAGAAAGAAAUGGUGAAAGAAGUCGUCGAAGAAAAGGUCGAAAUUGUAGAGAUCAAACCUGAAGUGGUACACAAAGAAGAUACAGUAAUCGAAGAGAUCGUUGAAACAGAAGUCUCUAGGAUAAAGAAACGACGUCCAAAGAAACCGGAAGAAGAGAAGGAAGUAGUCGAAUUGAAACCAGUCGAGAAACACGAAGAAUUCAUUGAAAAAGUAGAGGAAGUGGUUCUUAAACCAGUCAAGAAAGAAAAGGUAGAAGUAGUAGAAGAGAAAGAUGAGGUUCGUCUUAGACCAAUACCCAAGAAGCCACAGGAAAAGGAAAUACCCGAAGAGGUAACUCUGAAACCUAUCAAAAAGGAGAAACCCGAAGAGAAACCUAAGGAAGAAAAAAUACCAGAAUUGAAACCAGUGAAAUUAGAGAAACCAAAAGAGAUAGAAGAGAAGGAAGAAACAGUGGCUAAAAUACCAUGGAGGAAACCUAAAAAGAAACCAGAAGAGGUACCUGUACCUGUUCCUAUAGAAAAGGCAGAAGUGAUCGAUGAAACUGUUACCGUAGAAGAGGUUAGAGUGGAGGAAAAAGUAAAAGAUGUGGUCACGAAAGAUGUAGUCGAGGUCGAAACAGAGAUAAAAGAAGAAAAAGUGGAGGAUCGUAAGAGCAGACGCAAGCAGCGUACGCAAGUAGAAAUAUCCAUCACGGACAAAGACAAAAAGAUCGCUCCGAGGUUCAUUCAGAAGCUACAACCCGUUAUCGCGCAACCAGAAACAACCGCAGAAUUCACAUGUACAGUGUUCGGCAGUCCAUUCCCCGAAAUUACCUGGUACAGAAACGAGCAGGAGCUUCACGCCAGUGAGAAGUAUAUAAUGACCAUCUACGAAACGACAGCCUCGUUGGAGAUAACUAAGGUGAAAGAGGAGGAUGCCGGCAUGUAUUCUUGCAGAGCGUCAAAUCCCGCUGGAGUAGCCACGUCCACCGUGAAUCUCGUGAUAUUCGAAAAAGAGGAAGAAGGCGUAGCGCCACACUUCGCAACACCUAUUAAGCCUCUCAUGGUGGAAGAGCACAAACCAGCUCUACUUGAAUGUGUGGUCACUGGAACACCGGUGCCGGAAGUAAAAUGGUAUCGCGGAGAGCAAGAACUGAAACCUCAAAAGGGUAGAGAAAUCACCUUCAAUCCUGAAACCGGUGAAGCAAAAUUGCAUAUAUUGGAGCCAAUGAAAGAGGACGAGACGAUUUAUCGCGUUCGAGCUGUGAAUAAAUUCGGUCGAGCCGAAUGCAGAGCUAAUUUGGUGAUCGGUACCGCGGUGAGGGUCACUAAACCGGAAGUUCUAAGAGCACCAAAGAUCACCAGGCCUUUACCAGCCUUGGUAGCCGAACUUGGAAAACCUCUAACUUUGUCAGCCGAUUUCGAGAGCAAACCAACGCCAAAAGUGAAAUGGUUCCGCAAUGGAACUGAAAUUGUCCCAUCUGACAAACGGGUGAUAAAUAUUUAUGAAACUACCACUGAAUUAUAUAUUCCUGAGGUGACGAAGAAAGAUGGCGGGAAAUACGAGGUUAGAGUUCAAAAUCCUGUUGGAGAGGCGAGAAGUUCGGGCUCUGUUACGGUGAAAGAACGCGAGGACAAGACAGACGAAGUGAAAGCUCCGAGGUUUAUCGAGCCGCUACAACCACAGAUUGUCGCCGAAGGAGAGGUCGUGAUCAUGGAAACACGUGUUGAAUCCUAUCCGGCAGCCUCCUUCCAGUGGUUCCACGAAACUCGUCCUCUGGAGUCCACGCCACAGGUAAGGAUUGUGACGCAAGAGAACAGAUCGAUCCUCAUGAUCAAGGAGAUCAAGCCCGAGUUGGCGGGCACGUACACCUGUCGCGCCGAAAACGUUGGCGGAUCAGUCACCUGUACGGCGACGAUAAAUGUGUUGGAGACACCGUGGGAAGAAACCGUUGAGCUUGUUUCACCGACGUUUGUUAAACGAUUGUCACCGGUCAGGGUCAUGGACGGUGAAAGCGCAAACCUGACGUGCAUCGUCCAUGGGAAACCUACGCCUAAAGUGGAAUGGUACCACGACAACAAACCUAUCAAAGAGGGCAAAGAGAUUACUAUUAUACAAGACACGGAAGGUGUGUGCAGUUUGGCCAUAACCGAAGUAUUCCCUGAAGAUGCCGGAGAAUACACUUGUCGUGCCGUGAAUCCUGUUGGCGAGGCCGUUUGCAUGACGUCGCUUAUCGUGGAAGCAUACGAGUACGUACCAGAUUCGGAGAUCGCAUCCUCGAUCGUUGCGACGUCUCUUACUACAGGGCAGAGUGGUUCGGAAGAGGAUCUCUUAUCUCCCAAGGAAACUCCCUUGUUCGACACGGACACAGAGGAAUCUGCGCCGGAGAUAAUAAAAAAACUUCCUCAGUUAAUUCCUACCAAAGUCGGAGAGUUAACCAGACUGGAAGUGAAGGUCAAGGGAAAACCGAAACCAGAAGGAAAAUGGUACAAGCAAGGCCAGGAGAUCAUGCCGUCCGAAGAAUUCCAAAUCGAGGAAUUCGACGAUGGCACGUCGAUACUGACGAUAGCCGAAACAUAUCCCGACGACACGGGUGAGAUUGUGUUCGAAGUUCACAAUCCACUCGGCGUAUCGACCACGAUGACGUACCUGUCUGUAGAAGGAAUCCUCGGAACAAAGGAGUACAGGAAACCAUCAUGGGUGGCCGAAAUGGAGGAGAUGCAAGAAGCUCUGAGAGCCACGCAAUCUGUACCACGAUUCAUCCAAGAGAUAACCGACGUUUAUGCGAGGGAAGGUGAAACCGCGGUGUUUGAAUGCGUAUACUCUGGCAAUCCUGCUCCAGACGUUGUAUGGUACAAGAAUGACAAGUUGGUCUCCAAUACCCAGAACGUGAAAGUUCGUAUCUCCGAUGAAGAGAAAAAGACAUCGCUAACGAUUAAACACGCGACCGAAGAAGACGAUGCUACUUAUGUGUGCAAAGCUACCAGUGAGAUAGGUUUGGCAACGACGAAAGCUAAACUACGCGUAACAGAUGUAACGGGUAAGACAACAUUCUUUGACGAAGAAGAGGUGGUCGAAGAACAGGUGACUGAAGUCAAACCUAAGGAGAAACCGAAAAAGAAGAAGCCAGAGUUGAAGAAGGCUAAAGAGACGAAAGAGAAGGUGAAGACUGAACGUGUGAAGAUAGACAAGAAGGAAGUGCGCAAAGAGAAGCUGGUUCCUAAAGAACAGCCAGAGGAAAAGAAAAUUGUCGACGUUGAAGAGACUCAGGUACUCGAAACGACAGAGAUUAUUGAAGAACAACCAACAGAGAUAUCACGAGCAAAGAAAGUGGUGCCGAUCCAAGAGCCGCUAGUGACGGAAGCAACCGCGUCGCUGAAGAAGAUCGACGAUCAGAAGGCGCGCGAAAUGGUACCAAAGCCUGAGGAACGUGCGAAACGGGUGGUGGAGGAGCGCGAAGGUGUAGUGGUCGUCUCAGAAGUGGCCACGGAAGACAUAGCGCAAGAUUUCACAGUGGAAUCGGUGGUCGAUCGCGCUAAAAUCACGUCGGAAACCUUGCAAACCGUCUCUGUGUCAGAGGUGCACACUGAAGCUGGUGUCCAAGAGAUGAAACGAAUCGAGGCCAAACAACGAAAAGCAAAGAAAACAGUGGUAACCGAAGAAGAAAUAUUCGAAGAGAAGCCCAGAGAAGUAAUCACGGAGGAAAAACCGAAAAAGAAGAAGAAAGACAAGAUAAAGGUGAAAGAAGAAGUGACCAUCGAGGAAAUCGUAGAAAGACAAAGAGAGAAUAUCGCGAGAGAGGUGGAGGAAAUUAUGGAGAUGCUUCACGCGAAAGAAUUUGGACCUGGCGAAGCUCCUCUUCGAGAAUUGGCUACUAUCGGCUUCUUGGUGCGCCAAGGUGUCUCCGUGAACGAGAUAAACGAGAGUCUGUACAGGACGGACAAUUUCCCUGCGUUGAAAACCCCCGAGGCUCAGAAUGCGCUGGUUCAAUUAGUGGAACGAGAAGGUCAUGGUCCAUUGAUCACGCAGGUUCUGACGGAAGAAACGACCACCGACGAAAGUGUAGUGGCCGCUACCGUUGGCUUCCGUGCUUUUAUGAGGAUGAUCGAGCUGCAACACGUUACCGUGGAGGAAGUGCUCACGCACUUCGCUCCUGAGGACUUCCGGCCGCGUGCUUGGGAGGUUACAGAAGCUACGGAAGUUGAAACGGAGGGACGAGUUACGGAACGAGUAGAUAUGAUCCACAAAAUGGAGGUCCAUUUCAUGGAGAGGAGGGACGAAAGAAAAGCCGUCCGCGCGCAGGAUAUUCGUGACAUAAAAGAAUACGAGGACACACGGCAGGCAUACACGACACUGCACGAACGAAAAGUAACAAAACCAAAGGAACAAAUCGAGGAGAGAAAGGAAGAUAGGGACGAGGGGGUUCAAGUUGUAGAAAUCGAGGAGAUCGAAGAGACUGAAAAGAAGAAGAAGAAGAAAAAGGAUGUGGAAGAAAUUGAGGAAGAAGUCGAAACGAUCGUUAUUGAAACAGACUCGAAGGGCAGGAUGGCUCAAAAACAAAAGAAACGCGAUGAUUUAGAGAAACAGGUUGUAGAGGAAGAAGAAGAAAUAAUAGAAAAAGUAAGAAAAGAAUUGAAACCCAAACGACCUAAGAUUGGAAAAGACGAGGUUGAGCUGGAAGAAAUCGAGGAAUUCGAAGUGACAAAAGAUAAAUCAAUGCCUUCGAUCAUGUUAAACGUUUCUAGCCAAAGACAUCAAAUAGUACCUUUGGAUCGUACUAUCGAACAAGCACCUGGAAAGCCAGAAUUAGAGAAAGCUAAAUUAACUAUGGACACUAUUACCCCAUUAACCGAGCAACUGGUCCCCGUUCAGGAAAAAGAAAUCGACGAUAUAACUCAAAUUAGGCCCAUUGAACGUAAAGCUUCCUUGUCUAUUUCACCUGUAGAACCUUAUUCUACAACAGAAACAACAAUUCAAGCAUCCACUGGCGAAUUUUCUGAUACCUUCAAACCUACAUCCUACGAGGCAACACCAGCUUUCGUUCCAUCGGAAGGUUUAAUUGUCAGUGAGACCUUGACCAACGAUGCUAAUCUAUCCACUUUAACUAUAGACAAACAAGAAGUCAGUAGAACUGCAGACGUUAGCGUGACUCUUCAAGAAGCUACUACUGUGUAUGAAACCAUGGUAAGUCAAAAGGAAGCUCCAACAGAAGAUUUUGUGUCGCCAUUGACAGUCAAAGCAGAAGACACUAUUCUGCCUCAAGUAGGCUUAUCAGUCUAUGAAGUUCAAGAAGGAUUGUCAGAAGACAAAUUAGAACCAUUAAAGACUGUACCAACUAAACCCAGAAUAAACGUGACAGCAGUUGAACCAUUGGUUGUCGAAGAAAUUCGAGCGGAAGAUAAACCAGGAAAGUAUUACCCAGAACUGGUAGUUCCUACAGAAGUCGCCACAGAAACUGUUAUUCCGCAACGUCAACGAGUCACAGAAGAAAUGCACGCUCCUGAGAAGGAAGGUGAAUAUGUUCCAGGUAGAUUACCACCUAGUCAGAAAGCACAAGUUGGAAUAUCUUAUGGAAACGAAACAGCAAUUAUCCAACAGAAUGUUGUUCAGGAAAGUGAGGGAGUGUUUAUUUCUGAAAGGAAAACUGAUACAUUCGAGGCUACUCCAAAUGUAACUCUGUUAGAAGGAGUUUCUGUAUCUACGGUUCAAACGCAAGACACAGAGACUCAUUUGACAAUCGAAGAGAUGAAGAAGGCUGUUGCUGAUUUAAAUGUAGUCGAGAUUACAUCAGCUGUAACAGUGGAGACUGUCCCGUCUGAGAAAGAGAAAGAGUAUCAACCAGGAGACAAACCAACUACCAAGACAGCAGAGACAUCAAUAUCUCCAUUAGAAAUUGGAUCUAUCACGAGUACACUUAUUCAGGAGUCCGAGGGUAUUUAUCAUCCAGAUCAGAAGCCUACGAAAGUAUUAGCGGAGACUUCUAUCAGACCUGAAGAACAUGUGAUGGUAUCAGAAAUCCAGACAGCAGAUUAUCCGUCAGAUUUCAAGGAAGAAUUGAAAUACGUGCAAGAAAGUGGAACCGUGGCUGUGCAGUUGACAGAGGCUAAGAUGGUCCAAGAAACCAUGACUCACGAUCGUGAGGCAAAAAUGGAUGAAAUAGUCAAACCCGAAGAACGUAUAGUAGAAACUAGUUACGACGCCAUUAGAAGCGUUGAAGUGUUCCAGACUACGUCUAUAGAAAAGGAAGCUGAUCUUAAAAUCUUCGAAAUGCCAGAAUCUCAUCGUGGCAAGACAGUACCUACUCAUCCUGUUGUUUCGUUAGAGGUUGAGAUGAUUCAACCAGAAGAUAAUCUAGGUGUUAUCAAGAAAGAAGUUCCAUCUUCUGGCAUGGCUAAAAUAGAACCCAUUGGAUUACAAGAGACUGUAGUGCGAGAGACUAUUGCGGCAGAAGACGUAGCACCGGUUGAAAAAGACAAAGCACCCGAAUCAAAGACGGCUGAAGUUACAAUGAACGAAAUAGAAGGCGUUCAUACUACUAUGGUAAUCGCUAGCGAGAGAGAAGCUGAAUAUACACAAGUAUCUGAGAUUAAGGGAGCUUAUGCUAGCACAGAAUUUACUACACAAGUCGCACCAGUGUUCGAAGAAGUCAGAACUCAUUCACCAACUGGAGAAUACGUGCCUGAAGAGAAGCCAGCUUCUGGUGUAGCUCAACCAUCACAUGUUCCACUAGAGAGCGUAACUGUAGCCAUGCAGCAGUUAGCAGAGAAAGAAGAUUUGUAUAAAACUGACGUACAGCCAGACCAGAAGACUGCAAUUGUGGAAUUGACUGAACCCAGACCUGGCCCAACUGUCUUAGAGGUUAUUCCCCACGAUCGUGAGAAUGUUUACAGUCCUGACGUGAAGCCACAGGAUUAUACUGCUCAGACAUUGGUGUCCGGUCACACAGUUGCAUUAAAAUCAGAAACUUUAGUGGAGCAAAGCACCGCUGAUAUGAGUAUUGACACGCCUAAAUCUGGAAAGGCUAUUCCACAAAGAGAUGCUUUGGAAGAAUUGGUUAUCACAGAGACAACUAUUGCUGAAACAGAGAAAACGAGAGAAGCAGAUGUUUUGCCAACUACUCAGAGUGCUGAGGUUGAAAUUCAGAUGAAGACUGAGAAAUUAACAGUCACUGAGAUAACCAGUGUCCAGGAAGAAGAAAAGUUGGAAGUGGAAGAGAUACCAAAAGAAAGAAAAGUUACAUUAGGAAUCACUGGAGGACACGAGGUUGCUGAGUUACAAGAGACAGUUCUUGCGAGCAAUGUAGAUAUUCUGAAAGAAGACAAGACAAAGGAAGAACAUGCUAGUCAACAACAGAGCGGAUUGGAAGUCGUUGAACAGACAGAGAUAUCUAUUUCUGAGAAAGAGUCGCCUCUCCAAGAAGAUAUAAAACCUGAUACUAAGAAAAUUGAAGUCACUUUUGAAGAAGGUCAAGGUAUCGUGGUAGGUAUAACGUAUCCAGAAGACAAAGAGGGAAUAUUCACUCGAGAAGAAAAACCUAGAGGCGUAGAAGCUACCGUAGACAUCGACACGCAAGGUGUAGCAUCCAAAUUGGAAAUCCUUAGUGACACAAGUUUAAGUGAUCUACCACAUGAAGCGGUUCAAGAAAUGAAACCAAAAACCACGAUAUUACCUAUCGAAGCUGCAAUUGCCGAAGAAGUACAGACCAGAGAGACAGAAGCACCAUUCAGUGAGAUUAAACCCUCUGAUAAGAAAGCGAAUCUUGAAUUCGUGACAGGAGAAGGUUUAAUUGUUUCAGCAGUUACUACUGAAGAUAAAGAGAGUCUGCUACCAGAAGGUGAGAAACCAGAGACCAAGACAGCUAGCUUCGAUAUCCCCACACAUAUUGUCGCUCAGACUAGUGAGACCACUACGACAGAUAAUGUGGGCGAAUUUGAACGCAAAGAGGCUCUUACGGCAACAGCUACAACAGAUCAUAUUACUUUCCACAGUUUAAUUGCUUCUGAGACGGCUGCUGGUGAUCUAGAAAAGCCUAUGGAAGACUUCGUACAACCAGAUAAAAAAGUAGUAGAUAUUUCAUUCCAGGAAGAAGAAGGAAUCACAGUAAUUGAGACCAUUGCUUCAGAUAUGGAGAAGGAAUACUUCGAGAAGCUAGAGAUCCAUGGUAAACAAGCUGUACCUAGUUUCGAUGCUCAUAAAGUGGCUCAGCUGACAGAGAUCAAUCCAGCUGCUGUUUCUGGAGACUUAACUGUGCCUGCACCAACCACAGUCGCAGCUAAAGAAGAACGAUUGCCAUUUGAAAGCAUCGUUCAAACUGAGACGGUUGUGUCUGAGACUGAGAAAGAAUUCAUGGACAAACCUGUAAUCACCAACAAAGCAGAAAUAUCUAUCAAUGAAAUCAUCAGUGCCACUACCACUACUGAAAUUCCAGCUGAUAAAGAAGAUAUUCUCAAAAUUCCUGAGAAACCGACUGAAAAACAGGCUAGUGUUCAGUUUGCUGGUCACGUGAUCGCUGAGAAGACGGAGGUGACUGUAGAUUCUAGUGCUGGAAAAUUGGAAGAGGUGAAACCAGUUUCAGCCGCAGCAAUGCCAUCUAGUAUUCCUCUGGAAGCUAUAAUUAGCUCAGAAACACAACCAACUGAAGCUGAAGGAUUGUUUAAUAAGGAUAAAGCGCCAUUACAAGCUCUGGCUGACAUGUCUCUAGUGGAAGAACAGAGUAUACAGGUGUCAACCGUGGUUUUGGAAGAUAAAGAGGAAGAAUAUAAGUCUAAAGAGCUUCCAGAGAUGAAGACAGCUGGAAAGAGUUUGAUUUCUGGUCACGUAGUCGCAGAAACAACUGUGCAAGUUGUAGAUUUUAGCACAGGCGAAUUUGUUGAGGAGAAACCAUCAGGUGCCACUGCAAUGCCAGAACAUGUUCCAUUUACUUCAUUAAUUGAGUCUCAGACUAUUGUUCAAGAAAGUGAAGACAAAUUUAUACCAGGACAAUUACCAGAAAAUAAGAGAGCUGUUGUAGAUCUUGAAGAAGGUAGAAAGAUCGUGAGUGUAUCUCAAGUAACUCCUGCAGAUAAAGAAUCUUUAUAUAUUUCUGAAGAACAACCAUCCAAACAUGCAGCUUCUGUUGGAUUAGACACCACUCAUGCAAUUGCUGAAACUACUACUAUUUCUGUUGAAGAUUCAAUAGCAGAAGUAAAGGUAGAGAAACCAGAUACUAAAAAGGCACUUCCCAGUCAAGAAGUAUAUCAAAGUGUACAAGUCACUCAAGAUAUCGUUCAAGAUCAAGAAAAUAUUUUCGAAGGAAAAUUCAAGCCAGAAGUUCAGAAGGUAGAAGUCUCUAUCGAAGAAGGUAAACGCGUGACUACUGUGACUGAAGUCAGCGCAGCUGAUAAGGAAGAGAUAUUAAAAUCUGUUCAAGAAGAGAAAACACGAUCGGCAGUGCCAGGUAUUGUAUCCGGACAUGAAGUGGCGGAAGGAUCAGAGGUUAUUCCACAGAUAAGUACUGGAGAUGUGGACAUUGUCAAACCUAUCACAGCAACAGCACAAGUAGGCCAGAAACCAUUCGAAACAAUCGAAAUGACGGAACAAAUCCUAGCAGAAAAAGAAAUAGAUAAGGUUGAGGAAAUAUCGAUGCAGAAGACUAGUGCACGUGUAACAAUAGAUGAGAACAGGUUUAUUGCUAUAACAGAGGCAACUACAGCUCAAGAUGGUGAAGUAGAACUGUCAGCUAUGAAGAAACCUCGCGAGGAAGUAGCAAAACCAGCGAUGGAAGGCAAAGAAGUCGCUGAACAGAUGGAAGUAAAUCUUAGAGAGGGACUUGGAGAUCUUCCUGAAGCACCAAAACCGACGACUUUUGAAGCUCAUUCUAUUCAAACUAUGCUGGAGAGCGUUGAUAUUAGUGAAACAGUUCCGCAAGAACAUAGUGCGAUAUUCGAGGAGAAGAUGAAGUUGGAUGAACAUAGCGCGAAAGUGAGCUUCGUGGAAGGAAAGAGUGUCACAGUUUCUCAUGUAAUCACUCAGGAUAAGGAAGACUCUAUGACCAUACAAAAACGUGAAGAGAGCACUGCAGAGGUUACUUUGACGAAGGUUGGAAUGGACGUGGCGCAGAAGGCUCAGGUAUUUGUCGAACAGAGCACUGGUGCUGUUCAGCCCUUAGAGAAACGCGAGGUCAAAGCUCAUCCUAAACAAGAUGCUUUAGAACCUAUAAUUAUUGAAGAUAUUCCAAGCGUAGAGAGCGAAGGAAUAUUUGAUAAAUAUCCAAAAACAAUUUCGUCGAUUGCAGUGCCCAUGUUUGAGGAAGGUCACGGAAUUUCUGUGACAGAAGUGACAUCAGCUGAGGUUGAGUCUCUAUUGAAGGAGAAGAAAUUGGAAGCUGCUCAGACAGCUAGUAGUACAAUCAUCACAGAACGUAAUAUUAUCGAGACCACUACCGUUGAGUCUCAAGUUAAUAUGCCAGAUAAAGUAAAGGAUAUUACCAUGCAACCUCAAGUAGCUGUUCCUGGACAAGACACGUUUGAAAGUAUCAUCGUGAGUCAGAAUAUAGUUGAAGAAAGUGAACGUUCGUUCGAAGGCGUGUUCAAACCUCAAACUCAGAAAGCAGAUAUAGAUAUACAGAAAAUGACGCCUCUUCAAAUUUCGGAGACUAUUACAGAAGACAAAGAGAGUGUCUUUGAUGUAGCACCUAAAAGAGAAGGAGUUAUAGCCACUCAAGAUAUCAGUCUUCAUGAAACUGUAGUUGGAUCGUUAGUGGAGAGUAUUCAGAGCACUCAGGAGAUCCACGAAGAGAAACGAGUAUCUUCUCAAGCCACGAUGACACAAACUGUCAUAGAGACAGCUGUUAAGAUGGAGACGACGACUGGUGAACGCGAAGAGACGUUUGAAGGGAAAUUCAAACCUGAAGAACAAAAAGGAAAACCUCAGAUGGAAGGACUUACCACUGUUACAGUUACUGAAGUAGUUUCUAAUGAAAUUGAAGAUAUUUUGCCUGCAACUGUUGCACCUAAAGGGCAGCAAGCUCAGCCUAGUUUAACUGGCAGAGAAGUUCCUGAAGUAACGCAGAUAGUCACUGGAGCAACCACUGAAGAAUUCGAAAAAAUAACUCAAUUGAAGGAACAACAAGGUAAAAUGGAAGUAGAAGAAUUGUCUUCAGUAACGAUUUCUGAAGUAAUUUCCAACGAAACGGAGGACAUAUUCACUACUAAGUUUAUGCCUAAAGAUCAGAAGGCGGAGUUCAACAUACUAGGCCGAGAAGCUGCAGAAACAUCUCAAGUGACCACCAUAACCGAAGCUGAAGAACUUGCAGUGAAACGUCCUGAAGAACAGAAAGGAAAACCAAAAUUGGACGAACUGACUCCACUUACAAUUUCUCAUGUUGUAUCUGAAGAAGCUGAGGAAACACUACCAACAGCGGAAGUUCCAAAAGAGAAGACAGCUCAGCCUAGUCUAAUAGGAAGAGACGUAGCAGAAACUAUGCAGGUGUUGACUGUUGCCAGUGCAGAGGAACUUGUAGCACCCAAAGCACCAGAAGAACAAAAAGGAAAACCGCAAGUUGAAGAAUUAUCUCCUUUGACAGUUUCACAGGUGGUUUCUCAAGAAGCAGAGGAAGCUUUGCCUGCGCCGGAAAUUCCAGUUGAAAGGGAGGCACAGCCAAGCAUGAUAGGCAGAGACGUGGCACAGACGAUGGAAAUUUUGACUAUGGCGAAUGUUGAUACGUUGGCUGAAGAUAAGAAGCCUGGAGAACAGAAAGGAGUUCCUGGUUUGGAAGAAUUUGUGUCUCUGUCAAUAUCACAGACAGUUUCUACUGAGAUGGAGGACUUGUUACCUAGUCCUGAAGUGCCUACAGAAAAAAUGGCACAGCCGAGUUUACUAGGUCGUGAUGUAGCAGAAACCACACAAAUUUUGACUAUGAUGGCAGCGGAGGAACUAAUAGCUGAGCAUGCACCGGAACAACAGAAAGGAAAACCAAAUGUAGAAGAACUGACUUCUGUUACAGUUUCUCAGACUGUCUCGCACGAGACUGAAGAGACGUUAGAGAAACAAGUAGCACCUAGCACAGCGACUGCUAAGCCUGCUUUUACGGGGAGAGAAGUCGCCGAGACUAGUCAAAUUCUUACUGUAACGAAUGUAGAAGAAUUAGAAAAGCACAUAUUACCUGAAGGACAAAAAGUAAAACCACGAUUGGACGAACUUACGUCUAUAACAGUUUCUCAAGUAAUGUCUAGUGAAUUGGAGGAUACUCUGCCAUCUCCCGAAAAACCGAGUGAGAAGAUUGCUCAGCCACAGAUGACUGGCAGAGAGGUAGCUGAGAAAACCGAAGUCUUAACUGUGACGAAUGUCGAAGAGUUGCAGAAGUUGGAUAAGCCUGAGAGUCAGAAGGGUAAACCAGAUGUGGAAGAGCUCAGCUUCCUCACUGUUUCAGAAGUGGUAUCGACAGAAGCUGAGAAGGAAUUACCAGCUCCAGAAGCUCCUAAAGAACGCAAGGCGCAUCCACAGUUAGAUAGUAUUGAAGUCGCAGAGACCUCGGAAAUAUUAACUAUGACCAGUGCUCAAGAACUUCAUAAACCAAAAGCACCGGAAGAACAAAAAGGAAAACCUCAAUUAGAAGAGUUGCUUUCCCUAUCAGUAUCAGAAGUCGCGUUUGGUGAAGCAGAGCAGGGUCUUCCAACUCCUGACGAACCUACCACUCAAACAGUCAAACCUAGUCUACUAGGUAUCCAGGUUGCUCAGAAAUCCCAAGUAAUUACAUCAGUUAUAGCUGAAGAGUUACAAGAAACUACCAAACCAGAUACUAAACAAAUAGUUCCUGAACAAAUUCCAUUCGAAAGUAUAGAACAAAUACAGCCAAUAACCCAAGAAAGCGAAGAUACGUUUAUCGUAGAAAAAACAGCUAAGUCAGCUACAGCAGAGAUGUCGUUCCGUGUGUCUGAGAGUGUCGAAAUAACUCAAGUGACGGCCACGGAACAAGAGUCAAAGGAAGUCAUAAAAGGCGUUGCUAAAGAAGUUUCAGCUCAACCUGAUGUGAUUAAACACGAAGUAGCUGUGAAAACUGAAAUUCAGCCAGCUGACGCAGCUGGCGAAUUUAAAGUAACUAGACCAGAGAAAAAGACAGCCAAAGGUGUAGAGGAGAUUCAACAAGGUGUGAUCGUAACAGAACCAUUGAGCUCUGGUGAGAUUGAGUCAGAAAUGCCCGAGUCUGUAUUACCUUUCGCGAAGUUAGCGAGCGUUACUAUCGAGGCAGAACACCUGGAACACGUUAUGGAAACUACAGAAGUACCAGCGCAACAACAUCACAUCACAAUCACACAACACACAAAACACGAUACGCCACAGCAAUUGAUCGAAUCAGACACAGAAGUAAUUGAAGAAUAUACAACGAAAUUCAGGCGCGGAAGUAAAGAGGAUGAAACAGCGGCGGUUAAGACUAAGAAAACGAUUAUUCGUAAGAAAAAGCCUAAAACAGAAGCUGAAGAAGAUAAUGUCGUUGUCAUUGAAGAGGAACUUGAAGAUAUUAAACCACAGAUACCAUCGAUACCGAAGAAACAAUUUAUGCCUAUUGAAGAGAUUACAACAACUAUGGAUGUUGAAGAGAUAAUACCUACAAGAAUCGACGAGGUUGAGGAAACUCAGAAGGAAGAGGAGAAAGUAGAAGUUGAAAUAAUUCAAGUUCAAGAUACUGAUAAAACAAAGAAAGUAACGAAGAAGAUUAUACGUCAGAAAGGAAGAACUCAAAAAGUUACCGAAGAAACGACGGUGGAAGAGGAAGGCAAAGCACCUGUAACAACGGUGAUAACAAAACCUACGGAGAUGAUAGAAACGAUUGAAAGAGAAAUUAAAAAGGAGAAGCCAGUAGAAGAACAAAUACCAGAGGAGGAAACAAAACCAUUGGCACCAGUAGAGUAUAUUAUACCCACGGUGCAACAAGUGGAAGAACAAGUAACGGUGACAGAAGAAGUAUCAAAAGAAGGAAAACCUAAGAAGGUUACCAAGAAAAAGGUAAUUAAGAGGGAUGGCAAGGAGCAACAGGUGACUGAAGUAGUGACAGUCGAAGAAGAAGGGAAAGCUCCGGAGACCAGUGUCAUUGAAGGACCAGUGGAAGAAAUAGUCGAAGAGAUUAUGAAACGUUUGCCUGCAUCAGCGUAUGCUAAACCAUCAGAAGUUGAAGAAGUUAAAGAACAAGUUACAAUUACGGAAGAAGUAACCAGGUGGGGUAAACCAAAAAAGACUACAAGGAAGAAGAUCACAAAGCGAAAGGGACAGAAGCAACAAGUGACAGAAGUGGUUACAGUCGAAGAACAGGAUAAAACACCUGUUACUACAAUAACUGAAGGACCAAUAGAGGAAGUUGUCGAGGAAACAAUAAAACCAUUGCCCGCUCCCGAACGUAUUACACCAACUGAAGUAGAAGAAGUCAGAGAACAAGUGACAGUUACUGAAGAAAUCACGAGAGAAGGAAAACCGAAAAAGGUUACCAAGAAGAAGAUAAUUAAACGAAGAGGUAAAGAACAACAAGUGACGGAAGUAGUAACGGUUGAGGAGCAUGGAAAGAAACCCGAAACAACAGUGACUGAAGGACCAACAGAGGAAAUUGUCGAGGAAAUUAUAAAACCACUGCCCGCUCCCGAACGUAUUACACCAACUGAAGUAGAAGAAGUCAAAGAGCAAGUGACAGUUACUGAAGAAAUUACGAGAGAAGGUAAACCCAAGAAAAUCAUUAAGAAAAAGGUUAUCAAACGUAAAGGUCAGGAACAAAAAGUAACUGAGACAGUUACUAUUGAGGAAGCAGGAAAAGCACCUGUAACGACGGUGACUGAAGGACCAGUAGAAGAAAUAGUAGAAGAAGUGAUAAAACCGGAAGUUAUUAGACCAAAAGAUGUAGAAGAGGUAACUGAACAAGUCACAGUCGCCGAAGAAUUAACCAAAGAAGGUAAACCAAAGAAAACUACAAAGAAAAGGAUCAUCAAACGUAAGGGAAAAGAACAGCAGGUCACUGACGUGGUUACAGUUGAAGAGAAAGGAAAACCUCCUAUCACUACAGUAAAGGAAGGCCCAGUAGAAGAGAUAGUGGACGAAACAAUUAAACCUCUUCCAGCAGCAGAAUACGCAAAACCAGGUGAAGUCGAGGAAGUUCAUGAACAAGUCACAGUUAUCCAAGAAGUCAGUAGAUCGGGCAAACCAAAGAAAACUAUUAAAAAGAAAGUCAUCAAACGCAAAGGUCCAGAACAACAAGUUACUGAAAUUGUGACUGUUGAAGAAGAAGGAAAAGCACCAGUGACAACAAUUACCGAGGGACCAGUUGAAAAAAUAGUAGAGACUUUCACUAAACCAUUGCCUGCCCCACAACGUAUUGAACCAACCGAAGUUGAAGAAGUACGUGAGCAAGUAACAGUUACUGAGGAAGUAACUAGAGAAGGUAAGCCGAAGAAGACCACAAAGAAGAAGAUCAUUAAAAGAAAAGGUCAAGAUCAGAAAGUAACUGAGAUAGUAACUGUUGAAGAACAAGGCAAAACUCCAGUCAUAACUGUAAAGGAAGGACCAGUAGAAGAAGUUCUAGAAGAAACAAUAAAAACAUUGCCUGCUCCAGAAAAAGUAAGACCAACUGAAGUUGAGGAAAUUAGAGAACAAGUGACUGUCACUGAAGAGAUAACUAAGGAGGGAAAACCUAAAAAGACUACCAAAAAGAAAAUAAUCAAACGAAAAGGAAAAGAACAACAAGUGACUGAGAUGGUAACCGUUGAAGAACAAGGAAAAAGACCCGUUACAACGGUGACUGAAGGACCUGUGGAGGAAGUUGUAGAGGAAGUUAUAAAGCCGCUGGCUCUUCCAGAGUAUAUCACACCAACUGAGGUGGAAGAGAUACGUGAGCAGGUCACUGUCACUGAAGAAGUAACUAAAGAAGGCAAACCUAAAAAGACCACCAAAAAGAAGAUAAUUAAACGAAAAGGAAAAGAACAACAAGUAACUGAGAUGGUAACCGUUGAAGAACAAGGAAAAAGACCCGUUACAACGGUGACUGAAGGACCUGUGGAGGAAGUUGUAGAGGAAGUUAUAAAGCCGCUGGCUCUUCCAGAGUAUAUCACACCAACUGAGGUGGAAGAGAUACGUGAGCAGGUCACUGUCACUGAAGAAGUAACUAAAGAAGGCAAACCUAAAAAGACCACCAAAAAGAAGAUAAUUAAACGAAAAGGAAAAGAACAACAAGUGACUGAGAUGGUAACCGUUGAAGAACAAGGAAAAAGACCCGUUACAACGGUGACUGAAGGUCCUGUGGAGGAAGUUGUAGAGGAAGUUAUAAAGCCGCUGGCUCUUCCAGAGUAUAUCACACCAACUGAGGUGGAAGAGAUACGUGAGCAGGUCACUGUCACUGAAGAAGUAACUAAAGAAGGCAAACCUAAAAAGACCACCAAAAAGAAGAUAAUUAAACGAAAAGGAAAAGAACAACAAGUGACUGAGAUGGUAACCGUUGAAGAACAAGGAAAAAGACCCGUUACAACGGUGACUGAAGGUCCUGUGGAGGAAGUUGUAGAGGAAGUUAUAAAGCCGCUGGCUCUUCCAGAGUAUAUCACACCAACUGAGGUGGAAGAGAUACGUGAGCAGGUCACUGUCACUGAAGAAGUAACUAAAGAAGGCAAACCUAAAAAGACCACCAAAAAGAAGAUAAUUAAACGAAAAGGAAAAGAACAACAAGUGACUGAGAUGGUAACCGUUGAAGAACAAGGAAAAAGACCCGUUACAACGGUGACUGAAGGUCCUGUGGAGGAAGUUGUAGAGGAAGUUAUAAAGCCGCUGGCUCUUCCAGAGUAUAUCACACCAACUGAGGUGGAAGAGAUACGUGAGCAGGUCACUGUCACUGAAGAAGUAACUAAAGAAGGCAAACCUAAAAAGACCACCAAAAAGAAGAUAAUUAAACGAAAAGGAAAAGAACAACAAGUGACUGAGAUGGUAACCGUUGAAGAACAAGGAAAGAGACCAGUUACGACUGUAACUGAAGGUCCAACAGAAGAAGUUGUAGAAGAAAUAAUAAAAGAAUUGCCAGUUCCAGAAGGAGUAAAACCAACUGAAGUUGAGGAGAUCAGAGAACAAGUGACUGUCACUGAAGAGGUAACUAAAGAAGGCAAACCUAAAAAGACUACCAAAAAGAAGAUAAUCAAACGAAAAGGAAAAGAACAACAAGUGACUGAGAUGGUAACCGUUGAAGAACAAGGAAAGAGACCAGUUACGACUGUAACUGAAGGUCCAACAGAAGAAGUUGUAGAAGAAAUAAUAAAAGAAUUGCCAGUUCCAGAAGGAGUAAAACCAACUGAAGUUGAGGAGAUCAGAGAACAAGUGACUGUCACUGAAGAGGUAACUAAAGAAGGCAAACCUAAAAAGACUACCAAAAAGAAGAUAAUCAAACGAAAAGGAAAAGAACAACAAGUGACUGAGAUGGUAACCGUUGAAGAACAAGGAAAAAGACCCGUUACAACGGUGACUGAAGGUCCUGUGGAGGAAGUUGUAGAGGAAGUUAUAAAGCCGCUGGCUCUUCCAGAGUAUAUCACACCAACUGAGGUGGAAGAGAUACGUGAGCAGGUCACUGUCACUGAAGAAGUAACUAAAGAAGGCAAACCUAAAAAGACCACCAAAAAGAAGAUAAUUAAACGAAAAGGAAAAGAACAACAAGUAACUGAGAUGGUAACCGUUGAAGAACAAGGAAAAAGACCCGUUACAACGGUGACUGAAGGUCCUGUGGAGGAAGUUGUAGAGGAAGUUAUAAAGCCACUGGCUCUUCCAGAGUAUAUCACACCAACUGAGGUGGAAGAGAUACGUGAGCAGGUCACUGUCACUGAAGAAGUAACUAAAGAAGGCAAGCCUAAAAAGACCACCAAAAAGAAGAUAAUCAAACGAAAGGGAAAAGAACAGCAAGUGACUGAGAUGGUAACCGUUGAAGAACAAGGAAAGAGACCAGUUACGACUGUAACUGAAGGUCCAACAGAAGUAGUUGUAGAAGAACAAAUAAAACUACUUCCAACCGCAGAAUUUGUGAGACCAUCUGAUGUAGAAGAAGUACGUGAACAAAUAACCGUCACAGAAGAAAUAACUAAAGAAGGCAAGCCAAAGAAAGUCACCAAAAAGAAAAUCACCAAACGUAAAGGCAAAAAACAACAAGUUACGGAGGUCGUCACUGUUGAAGAAGAAGGUAAGCCGCCAGUAAGAACAGUUACUGACGGUCUGACAGAGGAACUUAUAGAAGAAAUAAUAAAACCACUGCCUGCACCGGAGAAAAUCCAUCCAUCUGAAGUAGAAGAGAUACGUGAACAAGUGACUGUGGCAGAAGAAAUGACAAGGGAAGGCAAACCUAGAAAGGUAACUAAGAAAAAGAUUGUCAAGCGCAAAGGGAAGGAACAACAAGUCACAGAACUUGUCACUGUCGAAGAGCAAGGAAAAGCACCAGUUACUACAAUUACUGAAGGUCCACUGGAGGAAGUACUAGAAGAUACACUAAAAGUACUUCCUGCUCCUGAACGCGCAAAAUCGGGAGAAAUUGAAGAGGUACGUGAACAAGUAACAGUCACAGAAGAAGUAACCACAGAAGGCAAGCCUAAAAAGAUUACCAAGAAGAAGGUUAUUAAACGUAAAGGCAAAGAACAACAGGUGACUGAAGUGGUAACAGUUGAAGUAAAAGGUAAACGACCUGUUACAACCGUAACCGAGGGUCCUGUAGAAGAAGUAGUGGAGGAAUUUGUAAAACCUCUGCCCAUAAUUCAACGCGUCGAACCAUCUGAAGUGGAAGAGAUUCGAGAAGAAGUAACAGUCACUCAAGAAGUGACUAAUGAGGGUAAACCAAAGAAGACAACCAAAAAGAAAAUAAUCAAACGUAAGGGCAAAGAUCAACAGGUAACGGAGGUUGUCACUGUUGAAGAACAGGGUAAGAGACCUGUUAAAACUGUCUCUGAAGGACCUGUUGAAGAAGUGGUUGAAGAGACACUGAAAGCUCUUCCAGCACCGGAGUACGCUAAACCUGGAGAAGAAGAAGAAAUACGCGAACAGGUAACCGUUACAGAAGAAGUAACGGAAGAAGGCAAACCUAAAAAGGUAACUAAAAAGAAGGUAGUAAAACGCAAAGGAAAAGAGCAACAAGUCACAGAAGUUACAACAGUCGAAGAACAAGGCAAGGCUCCUGUUACGACUGUAAUUGAAGGGCCCACUGAAGAAUUGGUCGAGGAAAUAAUAAAACCAUUGCCAACUCCAGAAAAAAUUAAACCAUUUGAAGAAGAAGAAAUCCGUGAACAAGUAACUAUUACGGAAGAAGUCACUAAAGAAGGUAAACCUAGGAGAGUUACCAAGAAGAAAGUUAUUAAACGCAAAGGAAGAGAACAGCAAGUCUCUGACAUUGUCACAGUUGAAGAACAAGGCAAGGCACCAAUUACAACUAUCACUGAUGGUCCUACAGAAGAAAUACUAGAAGAAUCCAUAAAAGCAUUACCAGCUCCCGAAUAUGCCAAACCAGAUGAAGUCGAAGAGGUUCGUGAACAAGUAACAGUUACUCAAGAAGUAACCAAAGAAGGUAAACCAAAGAAAACUACCAAGAAAAAGGUUAUCAAGCGCAAAGGCAAAGUACAACAAGUUACAGAAGUUACUACUGUGGAGGAACAAGGCAAGAAACCUGUCACAACUGUCACUGAAGGUCCAGUAGAAGAAGUAGUUGAAGAUAUGCUGAAACCACUACCAACUCCAGAAUUUGUCAAACCAUCUGAAGUAGAAAAAGUCCAUGAACAGGUAACUAUCACUGAAGAAUUAACCAAGGAAGGAAAACCCAAGAAGGUUAAGAAAAAGAAAAUAAUCACACGCAAAGGAAGAGAACAGCAGGUAUCUGAAGUAGUAACAAUUGAGGAACAGGGAAAAGCUCCAGUUACAACUGUUAUUGAAGGUCCUACAGAAGAAAUUGUUGAAGAAACGAUUAAAACAUUAUCAGGUCCAGAAUAUGCCAAACCGGGUGAGGAAGAAGAAAUUCGUGAACAAGUUACUGUCACACAAGAAGUCACUGAAGAAGGGAAACCAAGAAAGAUCACCAAAAAGAAGGUCAUUAAGCGUAAAGGCAAAGAACAACAGGUGACAGAAGUUGUUACCAUCGAAGAACAAGGAAAGAGACCUGCAACAACCGUCACUGAAGGUGCUGUCGAGGAAAUAGUAGAGGAAAUGGUAAAACCAUUACCUGCUGCAAAACGUGUGAAACCUACUGAAGUAGAAGAAGUUCGUGAACAAGUAACUAUCUCUGAAGAGAUAACUAAGGAAGGUAAACCAACGAAAGUCACCAAGAAAAAGCAGAUCAAGCGUAAAGGAAAGCAACAACAGGUUACUGAAGUAGUAACGAUCGAAGAACAAGGCAAGGCUCCAGUUACAAUUGUCACUGAAGGUCCAACAGAAGAAGUAGUCGAAGAAAUAUUGAAAACUUUACCAGCACCCAAAUAUGCUAAACCAUCAGAAAUCGAGGAGCUUCGUGAACAAGUCACUGUGACCCAAGAAAUUACAAAAGAAGGUAAACCAAAGAAAACAGUUAAAAAGAGGGUUAUCAGGCGUAAAGGGCCACAACAGCAAGUAACAGAAGUUGUCACAGUCGAGGAAGAAGGAAAAGCUCCUGUCACAACCGUAACCGAGGGACCUGUUGAAGAACUGAUUGAUGAUGUAAUAAAACCACUUCCUGUUCCAGAAUAUGUGAAACCAACUGAAGUUGAAGAAGUUCGCGAACAAGUGACUGUCACUGAAGAAGUUACUAAGGAGGGUAAACCUAAGAAGGUCACGAAGAAGAAGAUCAUCAAACGCAAAGGAAGAGAGCAACAAGUGUCUGAAGUUGUCACUGUAGAAGAACAAGGCAAGCUUCCAGUUACAACUGUUACUGAAGGUCCUACAGAAGAAAUAGUUGAAGAGACACUGAAAGCUCUUCCUGCCCCAAAACAUGCUAAACCAGGAGAAGUUGAAGAGGUCCGUGAACAAGUUACAGUUACGCAAGAAGUGACAAAAGAAGGCAAACCCAAGAAAGUCACCAAAAAGAAGGUUAUCAAACGCAAGGGAAAAGAACAACAAGUGACUGAGAUGGUAACCGUUGAAGAACAAGGAAAGCGACCUGUCACAACUGUCACUGAAGGUCCUAUUGAAGAAGUUGUCGAAGAAAUUGUAAAAGCACUUCCUAUUACAGAACGUAUAGAACCUACAGAAAAGGCGGAAGCACCCGAAGAAGUAGAAGUGACUGAGAUCGUUACGAAAGAAGGCAAAUCGAAAAAGGUCAUUAAAAAGAAAGUUCCUAAGAAAGUUCCUAUAUCUGAAGAAGAGAAGAUCGAAGCACCUGAAGCUCCAGAAAUUCCUCUAGAAAAAGCUAAGAAGAAACCUGUCAAGCUCCAACGUAUGAAAAUAACGAAAUUCGAAGCCACAAAACUCGAAGUUCAAGAAGUAUCGGUGGAUAAACCUCAGUUCGCUCAAAUUAAAUUACGCAAGACUCCAACUGUGAAACGUCCAGUGGAGAAAAAGGACAAAAUUCCUCGCGUUCUUCUUCGAAGCCGAAUUACACCUAUUGAGUGGCCUCCAGCGAUAAAACAUUUGAAGAUCGACGAGCUCGAACCAAACGAGGUCCAAAAUGGUAUCUUAUCUCGCAACAUUGAAGAAGCUGAUAAGUUACCAAAACCAAAGAAGAAGAGGAUCAAGCGCAUAGAAAAAGAAAUAGCAAAGCUUGAGAAGUUGGAUCAGGAGUUCGAGGAGUUAAAGAAAGAAUUACCACUAGAGAAACUUGAAGAACCUGUACCAGAAGUAAAACCAGAGAAGAAAGUUAAAAAGAAAAAACCUGUUGCAAAGAUUGAAGGUGAGAAACCUCAGUUGAUGAGGAUCAGUAUCAAGGAACAGAAAGCAAUUAAACCUAAGAUCGAAGAACCGGCUACUCCUUUAUUCGCGCAAAUUAAACUAAAGAAAGCUCCUGUCAAACCGAAGAAAAAAGAAGACAAGGAUGAAAAGUUCCCUAAAAUUCUUUUACGCAGCCGUAUCACAGAACACGAAUGGCCACCGUCGAUUAAAUAUCCAAUUAUAACCGAACUUGAACCUAAUUACGUACAGAAUGGUAUUCUAUCUCAUACCAUGGAAGAAGCACUAAAAUUAAAGAAGAUAAGACAUAAGAAGGUGAAACUUCCAGAGAAAGAAAUAACAGAAUUAGAGAAAGUGGAUCAAGAAUUUGAAGAAUUGAAGAAAGUUCCAUUAGAAAAGGUAGAAGAAAUGGCACCAUAUGAACGUAAACCUAAACCAGAAAAACCUGAAGAAGAAAAACCGAAGAAAUUGAAAAUAGGCAAAGGAAAGCCGCGGAUUGCAGAAGAGGAGAAACCAGAGACUGUGAAACUGAAGAAGAUACCAGAGAAGGUUCCAAGUGUUUCAGAAGAAGAGGCUCCCGUUCCGAAGAAAAAAGAAGAAAAAGAGAAACCAAAGAAAGAAAAAGAAGAGAAGGAAUAUCCUGAGUUAAAACCAUUUGAACCUUAUGAGAUGGAAACUCCGGAAGUUGAACUGGAAGAAAGAGAGGUGCCAGAGUAUCCUGAACCGGGAAAGAAAGUUCCUAAGAAAGUUCCAAGCAAAAAACCAAAGAAAGAACGUAAAACACCAGCUCAGGAAACCGAGGCUAUUCCAAUAGUACCUGGAAUUCCAAAACCAGAAGAACCGGAAGAAGAAGAAGAAAUAAAGAGGAGAAUUCCUGAAAGAGAAGCUCCAAAGGAGGAGCCAGAGAAAAUCAAACUGAAACCUUGGAAAAAACCGGAAGAAGAGAAAGAGGAAGAGAAGAAGCCCGAAGAUUAUCUGAAAUUCGUUCCCAAAGACGACGACAUUAUCGAAACUGUCGAGGUUGUUACAACCGUAAUUACAGAAGAAAUACCUGAAAAGAAACCGCGAAAGAUCAAAAAGAAGAAAACCACGACCAAACGUGGUGACGAGAAACCAAUAGUUGUUGAAGAGACAACGAUACAAGAAGAAGGCGAAGAGCCACUCGUAACUGUCGAAGAAAUUGUCGAAGAUAAACCAAUGGUAUUACCGAUAGAAUCGAUUGUACCAGCCGCGCCUGUCGAAGAGAUCAAAGAAGAGAUCGUAACGAGCGAGAUCGUGACCGAGGAAGGAACAAAGAAAACUGUACGCAAAAAGCGUGUCACCAGGAAAUACGAAGGUAAAGAACAGGUCACUGAAGAGGUGACCGUGGAAGAGGAAGGUAAAGAACCAUUAACAGCAACAAUAGAAAUCCACGAAGACACUACACCAGAAAUACACGAAAAACCAAAACACAAAAGACCGAUAAAACCUAAAGCUGACAAGAAUGUGACAGAAGAUAUUACGGAAGAAGUGGUUGAAAAGGAAAUCAUCGAGGAAGUCAAACCUAUCAAAAAGAUCAUCAAGAAGAGGAAGCCAGUGCCGGGUAAAGAUGAAGUAACAGAGGAAGUCGUGGAAGAGAUAAUAAUAGAGCAACCACAAGAAGAAGAAGCCCGACCAAUCAUUGAAGAAGUAGAAACAGUGACGAUCACGGAACACGAUGUACGAAAAGCUCCAAAGAAGAAGAAGGAGGUGGUCAUCAAAGAGGAAGAAGAGAUCUUCGAAACAAUCGAAACACCCACUCAGAAAAUAAUUCGAAAGAAGAUCCGUCCAAUGAAGAAAGGAGAAGAAGAGAUCGUGGUGGAAGAGAUAAUUCAGAAGCCACUAGAAGAAAUAACCAAAAUGGAAGAAGAACAAAUAGUAGAAGUCGUUGAGACACCCACUAAGAAAGUAGUAAAAAAGAAGAAAGCCAUAGUGAAAGAUGACGGUGUUCCUGAAGAGAUCGUUGAAGAAAUUAUUAUCGAAAAGCCACAGAAAGAAAAAGCGAAACCUAAGGUAGAAGAAGGAACAGAAACGGUUAAAGUAACAAGGGUUGAUCUGAAGAAAGCACCGAAGAAACCUGAAGAGAUAGUAGAAGAAGAAGAAGAAAUCAUUGAAACCAUUGAGACACCAACAAAGAAGAUCAUUCGAAAGAAACCUAAAGAUAAGAAGGAAAAGGUAGUGGAACAAGUUAUACAGAAGACCAUAGAGGAAGCAAAAGCCAUGGAGGAAAAUGAAAUCGUAGAAAUCAUUGAAACACCAACGAAGAAAAUAAUCAAGAAGAAAAAAGCUACAAUCACAGAAGGAGAAGCUCCUGAGGAACAAAUCGAAGAGAUCGUGAUUGAGAAACCUGUUAAAGAAAAAGCCAAAAAGAAGAUUCUACCAAAAGAAGGUUUAGAAAUCACUGAAAUUAUUACCGAAACUUCUGUCGAGGAGUUACUUGAGGAGAAGGCUAAACCUGAAGAAGCCAAACCCUCGGAAGUGGAAGAAGAAAAGGCAGAAGUUACUAAGGUAGAAGUAAAGAAAGUUCCAAAGAAGAAGAAGAAACCAGUUACAGCUCUUGAAGCCGAAGAGAAGGACGAAGCUGUGGAAGAAAUAAAACCUGAGGUACCUAAAGAAGAAAAGGCGGAACCAGCUGUUAUAGAGAAAGAAAGUGUUGAAGUGACUGAAGUGAUUUCUCAAGUGACCACGGAGGAACUUCCUGAAGAGGUUAAACCUAAGAAGAAGAAGGCUACUGAGGUUAAGGAGAUAGAAGAACAGGUGAUCAAAAAAGAGGUUAAAGUGAAGGAAGCACCGAAAGAAGGUGUGUCUGAAACUGAAGAACAGCCAGAGGAAGAAGUACAAGAACUUGUAACUGAGAAGCCAAAGAAGGUUAAAGCCAAGAAAGAAAUUACGCCUCAAGAUGGUAUUAUAACCACUGAAGUUAUUUCUACAACUGCGGAAGAAGAAUUACAAGUGCAGAAACCAGAAGAAGAUAAGGCUAAAAUAGUCGAAGAGAAGGAAGAGAAAGCAGAAGUAAAAGAAAAGAAGGUUACUGUAAAGAAGACUCCUAAGAAGAAAUUAACACCGAAGGAAGCUGAAGAGGAACAAGUGGAGGAAGUUGUGGAAGAGAUUACAGCGGAUGAACCAAAGAAAAGGAAGGCUAAGAAGACUGUCCUUCCGAAGGAAGAGUUACAAACAACUGAAGUGGUUACUGAGAUUACUACAGAAGAAAUAAAAGAAGAGAAGCCAAGGGAAGAGAAGGCUGUUCCUAAAGAGGAAGAAAAAGUUGAAGAAGAGGCAACGGUUACCGAGGUUUCUGUGAAGAAGGUACCUAAGAAGAAGAAAAAGGAGGAAGUUGUGACGAACGGUGAAGUGAUUGAAGAGAAACUGAAAGUGAAGGAAAUUCCUGAAGAGAAACAGGAAGUAAAGGAAGAAGUAAAGGAAGAAAAACCAGAGGAAGUGAAACCAGAAGAAGAAAGAGCAAAGGAGGUGGAAACGGAGGAAGAGAAACCAAAAGAAAAACCAAAGAAGAAGAAAAUCACCGCAGAAAAGAAACCCACCGUUGUAGAGGAAGAGCAACACGAGGAAAAGAUAGAAGAAAUACCAGAAGAGAAGCCAAAGAUGGUCAAAGCCAAGAAGGAGAUUAUUCCACAGGAUGCCGUUGAAACCGCAGAAGUUGUUCCAGAAACUGUUGCUGAAGAAACGCCAACAAAGAAACCUGAAGAACGCAAGGCUGUACCAGUCGAAGAGAAACUGGAAGAAGAAGUAGUAAUAGAAGAGGUUCCUAUAGAAAAAGCUCCGAAAGAGGAAGAGAAAGAAAUACCGGAAGAGAAACCAGAAGAAAUUCCUGAAAAACCAAAGGAAGCAAAGGUUGUAAAGAAGAGAAAGAAGAAGAUAGUGAAGAAAGAUGAAAUCGAGGAAUGGGUCGAACCGGAGUACGAACGACCUGUACUGGAACCCAUGCCUGAGAAGAUUCAAUGGGAACCAAAGAAAAAGAAAGAGAAGAAACCUUUACCAGAAUCUUUGCAAAAAUUGGUCCCUCAAAAAAUCGAAAGAAAAGAGAUCAAACCCACGAAGCUCAAAUACUCAGAACCGGUUGAAACCGUUCAGUUCGCUGCGAUCAAAUUGAAAAAAGUGGCAGUUUCGAAGAAGAAAGUAGUUGAAGAAGCCAAAUUCCCGAAGAUCAUGUUACGAAGCAGACUUACAUUCGUCGGUGACUAUCCACCUGAAAUUCAAUAUCCAAAGAUAACAGAACUAGAAGAGAAUCCGGUUCAAUCUGGUAUUCUGUCUAGAAACACCGAGGAAGCUCUGGAAGUGCUGAAGCGAAAGGUCAAGAAAGUUAAACUUCCUAAGAAAGAAAUUGCAGAAUUGGAAAAAUUGGAUCAAGAAUUCGAAGAAUUGAAGAAGGUACCUUUGGAGAAAGUGGAGGAUAAAUCGAUAUACGAACGUCCACCGAAGAAGCCUGCAGAAAAACCAGAAGAGCCACAGAAGUUGGUCGUUGGCAAAGGCAAGGUACCUGAAGAAGAAAAAGUGGAACCUGAAAAGGUGAAACUAAAGAAGGUUCCUGAAAAGAAACCAGAAGAAAUCGAAGAACCAUUGAAGAAACCACCCAAACCAGUACCUGAAGAGGAAGUGAAACCAGAGAAAAAAGACAAACCAAAGGUGAAAUUAGAACACGAUGAGUUAAAGCCUUUGGAUUUCGAGAGACCAGAACUGGAGAAAUAUGAACCAGAGAAAUACGAAGAACCAGAAAAACCAGCACCAGAGCCAGUUCCAAAACCAUACGAACCAGAAGAGAAGAAGAAGCCAGAUCAAGAGAUCGAACAGAUUCCGUUGAUAAAGGGAAAACCGAAACCACAAGAGCCGGAUAAAGAACCUGAAGUUAAGUUCAGAAUACCUCAAAAAGACAAGCCAGAAGAGGAACCAGAGAAGAUAACGUUAAAGGGUUGGAAAAAAGACAAACCUGAGGACGAAGGUGUGGAAGAGUUCCCAGCGAAGGAAGAAGAGGAAGCUCCUAAAGCACCCAAAGAAGAACUUGAAGAAAUCACUGUGAAGCGUAAGGUGAAACCAAAGAAACCCAAAGAGAAGGUUCCAAAGGAAGAAGAGGUAACACUGAAGGAGCCUGAAAAGAAGAAACCGGAAGAAGUUCCAGAAGUAGUAGAAGAUAUCACUUUGAAAAAGGAACCAGAGAAACCUAUUGAAGAAGCUCCUGCUGAACUUACCAUCAAGAAGCCAGUUUUGAAGGAGAAAGAAGUACAAGAAGAAGAAAUAGUGGCUGAAGUGACGUUAAAGAAGAAACCGGAGAAACCUGAAGAAGUGGUUGAAGAAGCAAUUGUGAAGAAGCCAAAGAAGAAGAAGCCCGUAAAAGAAGAAGAGGCUGUUGAAGUUACAAUAAAAAAGAAAGAGGAAGUGGAAGAAGAAAUUAAAGAAGACGUUGUUAUAAAGAAGAAGCCAAAGGAGGAGGCGCCUGCAGAAGUGGUUGAAGAAGUCAUUUUGAAAAAACCAGAAGAAAAAGCUGCUGAAGAAGUAACUGAAGAAAUAGAGAAACCUAAAAGAAAGAAACCUGUGGAGGAAGAAGCUGCAGACGAAGUCACUAUUAAGAAACCAGUUGUAGAGGAAAAGAAGGAAGAAGACGUUCCUGAACAGGUAACGCUAAAGAAGAAGAAACCAAAGGAAAAACCGGUUCCAGAAGAAGUAACCGAAGAAGUUACACUGAAACCGGUUCCGAAAGAAGAAGAAAAGGCACCAGAGGAAGUAACUGAGAAAGUGGAGAUGAAGAAACCUAAGAAGAAGAAGCCAGUGGUUGAAGAAGCUGCCGAUGAAGUUACUAUCAAGAAACCAGUGCCAGUAGAAAAGGAAGAAGAAGAAAUUAUAGAAGAAGUAACAUUUAAGAAGAAGAAACCAAAGGAGAAACCGGUUCCAGAAGAAGUGAUUGAAGAAAUUACACUGAAACCAGUUCCGAAAGAAGAAGAAAAGGCACCGGAGGAAGUAAGUGAGAAAGUGGAGGUGAAGAAACCUAAAGAGAAGAAACCAGUGGUGGAAGAAGCUGCCGAUGAAGUUACUAUCAAGAAACCAGUAUCAGUAGAAAAAGAAGAAGAAAUUAUAGAAGAAGUAACAUUGAAAAAGAAGAAACCAAAGGAAAAACCGGUUUCAGAAGAAGUGAUUGAAGAAAUUACAUUGAAACCAGUUCCGAAAGAAGAAGGAAAGGCACCGGAGGAAGUAAGUGAGAAAGUAGAAGUGAAAAAACCGAAGAAAAAGAAGCCCGUAGUCGAAGAAGCUGCCGAUGAAGUCACUAUUAAGAAACCUGUUCCUGUAGAGAAGGAAGAAGAGGAAAUUAUAGAAGAAGUAACAUUUAAGAAGAAGAAACCAAAAGAAAAACCGCUAACGGAGGAAGAAGAGGUCGCUAAAGUGACUCUCACGAGACCAAAACCAGUGGAGGAAGAAAAGAAACCGGAAGAAGUAGAAAUAUCAUUGAAAAAGAAACCGAAGAAAAAGCCAGUCGUUGAGGAAGAAGCUGCCGAGGUAACUAUCAAAAAAUUAGUUCCUAUCGAAGCGGAGGAGGCUCCUGAAGAGAUUACCAUCAAGAAGAAGAAGCCAGAAAAGAAACCAAGGCCAGUCACGGAAGAGGUUGAAGAAACUGCCGUAACCAUAAAGAAAGCUCGAGCUCCUGAGGAACCUAAAGAAGAAGAAGAAAUAUCGACCGAUGUACAAAUAAAGAAGAAGAAACCCGUACGUAAAGUUACGGAAGAGGUAGCUGAAGAAUUAACGAUCAAAAAGAUCGAAGAAGUGGAACAACCAGAAGAAGAAGAAGAAGAGGUGCAAGAAUUCACAGUCAAAAGGAAACCUCCAAAGCUGCCACCAAAACCUAUCGAAGAAAUCUACGAAGAUGUUACUCUUCGGAAGUUACGUCCAAAGAAGAAACCAAGGCCAGAUAUCAAAGAAAUAACAGAAGCAGAGAAUGUGACGUUCAGACCACGUUCUACGAAGACCAAAGAAGAUGUAGAGCAAGAAUUCAAGAUCUCGUUGAACACUUACGAGGAAGAAGACAUUUCUAUGUCCGGUAAGGUUAAACUGAAACCUAAGAAACGACCGAUGACGUACUCUGAAGAAGCAGGGGAAGAAACCAUCAAAAUUAUGCAAGAAGUCGAAGACGACUCUGGACCAAUUAUAGAAGAGAUCAUAGAAUCAGACGAGGAGGCUAGAGAUGAAUAUAGCAUAGAAGAAUUAGAGACUGAUGAGAUGAGAGUGCCACUGAGAAGGAGAAAGAAGAAGGAACCAAGGCCAUAUAAGGUGGAAGAUAUCGAGGAAGGUGACGUGAGCUUAAAAUUGAAACGCGAGAGGAAAUAUUCUGUGGAGGAAGCUGACGAAACGUUGGCGCUGAAGUUGAAGAGCAAGAGACGAGUUUCCACCUUCGACGAAGAAGAGGCCUCGCUUAGUAUCACCAGAGAAGAAGACAUUUCAGAGGAAGACGAAAUCGAAUACGUUGUACGCGAUGGCGACACAAUGUUCUCGAUUUGCUCGUACGUGGCAGAAACUGACGAAGCCAUCAACCUCGUCGAAGGAGAAAGAGUUUACGUUAUCGACCAUUCGAAUCAAGACUGGUGGUUCGUGAAGAAACACCUGACGGAAGAAAAGGGCUGGGUUCCAGCGCAAUAUCUUCUCAACGAAGUGCACUAUACUCUGUAUUUGCAGCGCAAAUUGCACGAGAAAAUCGAUAAAUUACCAGUAUUUGAAAAACCAGGGCCAGGGGAGAAGACAUCAGCACCGAGGUUCAUCGAAAAAUUGCAGCCAAUUCACACACCAGAUGGUUACACGAUCCAAUUCGAAUGUCAAGUGGAGGGUCUACCAAGGCCUCAGAUAACUUGGUUCCGACAGACAGCCAUCAUCAAGCCAUCACCUGACUUCCAAAUGUACUACGACGACGAUAAUGUAGCAACUUUGAUCAUCAGGGAAGUGUUCCCCGAAGAUGCUGGCACCUUCACCUGUGUCGCCAAGAACGCCGCUGGUUUCGCUUCCAGUACCACAGAAUUAAUUGUGGAAGCGCCUCUUUCUGAUCAUGGAUCGGAUCUUACUGGUCCAUCCAGAAAGAGCCUCUCAAGAGAAUCAUCUCUCGCCGACAUCUUGGAGGGAAUACCACCAACGUUCUCAAGGAAACCAAAGGCGAAAUACGUCAACGAAGGUGAUGAUGUGAUUUUGGAAUGUCGACUGGUGGCAGUACCUGAACCAGAAAUAACCUGGUACUACAAGGAUACGCAGAUUACAACCAAAGAGAACAUCGUGGUUGCUACCGAGAGCGACAUGCACAUGUACUGCAGCGUAAUUAAGAUCACUAAAGUACAGAAGAAACAGGAAGGAAAGUACACUAUCGUUGCUAGAAACAGGGAAGGUGAAGCUACUAUAGAAAUUCCUAUGAAGGUGAAGACUGGCAAACACGAGCCGCCAGAGAUUCUAGAACCAUUGCAAUCGUACGUGAUACGGGAAGGUGAAACCGUGGUAUUAUCGACACAAAUCGUCGGAAACCCAGCUCCUAAAAUAACUUGGUACAAGAACGGUAAACCACUGAAAGGCUUGACUCCGAAACAAGAUGGCCACGUGAAUACGCUCACGCUGAUUCAACCUCAAGUAUCUGACACAGGGGAAUAUUCUGUGGUAGCUACCAACGAUCUUGGCACAGCCGAAACGAAAGCUACGUUAACAGUUGAAAUAAACUUGAAGCCUUCCCUGACCAUUAGCUUCCAGCAACAAACAUACGAACAGCACAGUGUAUCGAAGGAAAUACCUAGCGGAGCUCCGGAACCGCCACUCUUCACGGAACGAUUCCAAGAACUCACCGUUCCGCAGAAAGGUACCUUCAAGUUGGUGGCGAAGGUUACUGGAAACCCUGUACCAGAAGUCACGUGGUUAAGAAACAACAAACCCUUGGAGAAAUCACCGAACGUCAUAGAAACCUACGACGGCGAGAACAUCGUACUGGAGAUCAGAAACGCGGAUUCAGAGGUAGACGCAGGCGAUUACAAGUGUGUGGCGAGCAAUCCAGUUGGAAAAGCAUCUCACGGUGCCAGAGUGACGGUAGACGUGGAAAAAGUAACAUUCACCAAGACUCUGGAGAAGGAAGUCGUCAUCGACGAGUACAAGACCUUGGAACUCACCUGUGAAACAUCGCACACCGUGUCUACGAAAUGGUGGCACAACGACCAGGAGAUCAGUGGAAUGGAUCAUCGCGAGAUCAUUCACGAAGGACGAGUGCACAAGCUGGUGAUCAAGAAAACGAAUCCUACGGACGAAGGAACUUACAAGUGCACCGUGAAGAAUCAAUCGACGUCGAGCAAAGUUACGGUAAAAGCCACGAAACCGGAAUUCGUGAAGAAGUUACAAGACUGCGAAGUAAAGGAGCGUGACGUUGCCAUUUUGGAGGUUGAAGUUACAUCAGCGACAGCGGACGUUAAAUGGUUCAAGGAUGGCGAGCCUCUGGGACCAAGUAAAGAGAAAUUGGAAUUUGUUAAAGAAGGUACCGUUAGGAAAUUGUUCAUUAGAAGCACAUCCGUCCAUGACGAAGGAGAAUACACGUGCAGCCUUAUCGAUCAGAAAUGUUCAGCGGAAGUCACCGUCAUUGAACUACCACCGGAAAUUAUUACGAAGAUGCAAGAUGUGACAAUAGCAAGAGGCGAGAGGGCAACGUUCGAGAUAGAACUAACAAAAGGAGAUGCGUUGGUUCGAUGGUUCAAAGAUGGACAAGAGUUACAAUUUUCGGAACACGUCCGAUUGUCGAUCGAUGGCAAGAGACAGAAGCUGAAGAUCUACGAUACGGAACCGGAGGACGCAGGCGUUUAUUCCUGCGAAGUCGGUGAACAAAAAUCAACAGCCAAGUUGACUGUAGAGGAACCUGGCGUGGAAUUCGUCACUAAAUUACCGGAUGUCACCCUUGUACCAUUGAACGCCGAUGCCGUUUUCGUUAUUGAAAUAUCACGCGACGUUCCAGUCACGUGGAUGAGGAAAACGGAAGUUCUUAAGGAAUCGUCCAAGUACACCAUUAUAGAUGAGGGAACCGUGAAGAAAUUGAUCGUGAAAAAAUGUACCGCUAAAGAUAUCGCGGAAUACACAGCUGCGGUAACGAACGUGAAAACAUCAUCGAAAUUAAGAGUCGAAGUUAUGGAAACGGCGCCAAAGAUUAGUCCGGAUACACCAAAGAAGUACAAAGUAAGGAAAGGCGAAGACGUGGAAGUAGUCGUGAAAUUCAGCGCAACACCAAAACCAAACGACGAAUGGACAGUGAACGGCAACGUGGUUACAAAAUCGAAACGAGUCGUGCCAUCAAUCGGUGAAGAAUCCGCGGUAUUAACAAUCAGGAAGAUCCAAGAAGAAGAUGUUGGUGAUUAUACUUUGAAACUGGUGAACAACGUCGGAGAGGCUACCAUCGAGAUCAACGUCGUUAUCGUCCAGGUACCGAGUGCACCUGGAGCACCAGAACCAUUGGAAGUAACUGAGGACAGUGUUACGCUUCACUGGAAGAAACCAGAUUCAGAUGGAAACUCGCCCAUCGUUGAGUACAUUCUGGAGUAUCAAGAAAAGACUGAAGCUACGUGGAACAAGAUUACAGAGACUAUAACAGAAACAACACAUACGGUAACGAAAUUAACCACGAACAAAGAGUACACCUUCCGAGUAACAGCUGCAAACGAGGCUGGACCAGGUGAAACAUCACCAACUUCUCCGUACAUAAAGAUAACAAAACCAUCGGCUGCAGAACCACCAGUUCUUCUAGAACCUCUGAAGAGUGUCAUCGUUGGCCUUGGAGAAACAGUCACCCUAUCUUGCGUCAUUGGAGGAACACCGACGCCUCAGAUUACUUGGUUGAGAAAUGACGAAAUUUUCGAAAACAGCAACAUCACGUACGAAAAUCGCGUGGCAAAGUACACGAUCGAGAAGACAACGGAAACAUCGUCGGCGACCUUCACAGUGAAAGCAAAGAACGAAAGAGGAACAGCAGAAACCACGUGCGAACUGAAAGUGCAAGAGCCGCCUAAGAUCACGUACGACGAGAGUUUGGCAAGUCAGAAACUUCCGGUGAACAGCCAAUGGAAGAUCGAUAUUCGGGCGAGCGGCUUCCCGAAACCAGAAAUUACAUGGUCGAAGAACAACAAGAAGAUAGUGGAUAAACGUGUAUCCAUUCAGACAGAAGAAAAAACCUCUACUAUCUCUAUCUCUUCGCUCGUUAGAGAAGACACAGCUACCUAUACAGCAAAGGCAGCGAAUCAAGCUGGCAGCUCUUCGGUUGACUUACAUCUUAGAGUCAUAGAUAAACCAAGCAGGCCUCAAGGACCAGUGAACUUCAAGGAAAUCAGACAAGAUCGCGUCACCAUCGAAUGGCGACCACCAGAAGACGAUGGUGGAAUCGAACUGGAAAAAUACACGAUCGAGAAAUGCGAACCGGGCAAAGCUUGGGUGAAGAUGGUCGAUAUCGACAAAGAAGUGGAGAGCUUCUGUGUGCACAAGCUGCAACAGAAUGCGGAAUACAAGUUCAGAAUCAUCGCCAGGAACGCUGUCGGAGCGUCAGAACCAUUGGAAUCGGAAACGGUCAAAAUGAGAACUUCCUUUGAGCCACCUGGACCACCAAGAGGACCGCUAGAAGUAUCAGGAAUGACGAAGACGUCCUUCACGAUAAAAUGGCAGCCUCCAGAAAACGACGGUGGAACACCGAUAACCGAAUAUAUCGUUGAAAUGAAAGAAGAAUCGAAGAAAUCUUGGCAGAAGAUCGGCAGCACAAAGCACGAAACGACGCAAUUGAACGUAUCGGAUCUGAAGACAGAUGUACCGUACAACUUCAGGAUAACAGCGAAGAACAAUGUUGGCACUGGUCCUCCAUACGUAGCCGAAGAACCAAUUUCAGCAGGCAGACGAAUCAAAAUAACAAAGCUCACCGAAAACACCAUGUACGCUCUGCUUGGCAUAUUCCCGUCAACGAAGGUAGUCAUGAGUAAAACACCUCCAUCGAGUCCACAACACGUACAAGUGACGAAUGUAACCAGUAAGAGCGUCACACUUAGUUGGUCUCCGCCAGCCAGCAAUGGAGGAUCAGAGCUCACAGGAUACAUCAUCGAGAAGAGGCCAUUGAUUGGAAAAGGAGCAAGAUGGACGAAGGUUGUCACCCUGGACGCUACGACGCUUCAACAUUGCAUAGAAAAUUUGAAAGAGAGCGAAUUUAUCUUCAGGAUCUUCGCAGAGAACAACAUGGGACUCAGUUUACCUACAAACUCAGAACCAGUUACCCUAAUGACUCAUGCCAACGUGCCAUCACCACCAACAGCGCCAUUGGAAAUCAGGCAGAUCGCAGCGAACACGGUCGUAAUUUCAUGGGGCAGACCGGAAUCCGAUGGUGGAGCACCAUUGGAAGGUUACAAAAUUGCUAUCAGGGACGCGAAGAAGACAAUGUGGAUGGAAGUAGGCAAAGUGAACGCCGAAACACAGAAAUUGAAUAUCAGGGAUUUACAGGAGAACCAUAUGUACCUGAUCAGGAUCUUUGCCAGGAACGAAGUCGGUCACAGCGAUCCUUUGGAGUCUGAUGAACCAGUCAAGAUCAUACCAGCUUCCGAAUUAGCCGUAGUGGAGCCAGUAGCAGAAGCCACCGAGAAAGGUGAAACCGCGUCGAUGAGCUUCAGCACGGAGAACACGAGUUCUUGGCUACGCGAGCACAACAUGGAUGCCGAUAUCCAUUCGUACGCGAGAGCGAGACUUCUCAGACAAGACGAAUAUUUCUUCCGCAUUUGGCAUUAUGCUAAGAAACUCUUCGAAUAAGCAUUUCUACGAUUUUUAAUGGCUGAGGAAAGACAAAGAAUCAAUUUAUAUUCGUUCUUCGUCUUAUCGAGGACCAGAACAAUUUAACGCGCUAGUAAGACAAAAAGAAAAUCAACAGAGACAAUAAGGAACAUCUUUGAUAUUAAUUUCAUACAGAAAUUUCAUUCUUCUUUUUUCUAACGAAAUUCUCAACAAAUCGUGUUCGUAUAAUAUUUCGAACGACUUGGAUAAUUACUUUCUUCUUCGGUGAAUUCGCUUAUCGUAUCUAUUCGAUCUCCCUCGGUGAAUAUCGUCAUACGUGAAACAAGGAAAAUCAAUGUAACAUUAUCGAAUCGUUCCUCUCUUUUAGAAGCACGCGUAUAGAGACUAGAUUUAAUGUAAGGUUCGAUACUGGAUGGGUGUAGAAUCUAGUCAGCGUAGUGAUAAUACUUUUUUUUUCUUUUUUUCAUCUUUUAACGGACCAAGACUUCCUCACGUAUACUUAGAGUCGAUACAAAUGGAAGAGGAAUUCUUUCCAUUCUUCCGAUUCACGAAAUAAUCGAUAAGGGUAAUCGUAUUACUGAAAAUUCGUGAAUCCAGCUAAGAGAAGUAUGUUUGAAAAUAAACUAAGAAAUGUUAUCAGUGAUCUUUAUGAUAUAGCUUAUCUUUUUAUUUCUCAAGCAUUUUAAGUAAAAUUAUAAAUAACAUUAAUUAUAUUCUUACUAUCAUAAAGAUUCGCUGUGAUCUUUCUUCGUUUCUGAAUUAUUUAAUAUUAUAGAAAUUAUUCUUAUUUAUUAUUUAUUGGUUGUAUAAUUAUUUCUAUCAUUCAAAUAAUUCCAUUAUAUUCGAAUGAGUAGCUAGCUAUUGAAAUGAAUGGAAAGUUUGCACGAAUUUUCAGUCACACGAUUGCGCUGUACUUGAAAAUGAAAACAUCCUGACUUCCUCGGGAUAUUCCUUUCGUUAAAACAGUACGCUAUUGUGAAAUAUUCGACGAGAAAAUUCGAAAAGCCCCGAGACUAACAGAUCGUCGGAGAAUGUGAUAAACGAUCGGAAUCGAUCGAGUACCUUGUGUAAAGAAGCGAUUUAGAAGCGAUUAAGUAUACUUGAACCCUUUCUCCCCCAAUCCUAAACCAUCCUAUUGUCCAUCCCUUCGUUAUCCAUGCCACCCUUUGUAUUUAUAUUAUAAUUGCGAACGGAAAGCAACGUUCGGUUACUCACCCAAGUUUGCGAGGAUUACUUUUAGUAUUUAUUCGUAAUGUAUAAUGUUAUAUUUAAUUGUUAUUCGUCACCAUUGCCGAUGUAAUUAAUAAUAAUUGUUCAUAAUAAAUCGGCAUUGGUGCCGAUUAUUCAUGCGACUGGUCAUUAAGAGACUAGAAAACGAAACGAAGAAAUGCCACGCGUGGUUGGUGUCGCGAGACGUAACAAAAUAUAGGUGCAAAAACAACAGCAUAAUUCACCAACAACGCGUCGCAUACUUCGACGUUAUAUUGUAAGACAUUUUGCCAAUUAAAUUAUUGCAUAUAAUAUAA